Molecule: messenger RNA, 49101 nt
Organism: Podarcis lilfordi (Lilford's wall lizard)
Lineage: Eukaryota; Metazoa; Chordata; Lepidosauria; Squamata; Lacertidae
Source: the annotation of a GenBank genome assembly
GACUGCAAACAUAGUAAGUGGCCUUAUGAUUGAACCACUGUUGAUCCGUCUAGUUCAGCCUUGUCUACCAGUGUUAGAAACUCAGAUGUAUAAACUAGGCACCAAACGGCUUCUUAAAUCAAGGCUAUACUUGCCAAAAUGGAAUUUCUAGUUGCCAUUUUUGGGUAAGAUGGCUCUAAAGUCUUAUUUUUCAAAGGAUCGACUGACUUACCAGUUAAACAUCUGGCUAGGUGAAGAGCUUUGAGAACUUAAUAGAAGAAAAAAAUCACUUGAUCCAGGGACAGCCCACCUAUAUAUUGGGCUCUUUUUCUUAAUGGUGACACGGGCCAUUCAUAGCGUAGGAAUAUUCUUCACAACCGUGAGCAGGGCAGCCGGGUGGGGUAAGUGAAGACAAGCAACAACAACAACAACUUGCUAUUUAUACCCCGCCCAUCUGGCUGGGUUUCCCCAGCCGCUCUGGGCGGCUUCCAACAAAAGAUUAAAAAUACAUUAAAACAUCAAUCAUUAAAAACUUCCCUAAACCAGGGCUCCCUUCAGAUGUCUUCUAAACAUCAGAUAGUUGUUUAUUUCUUUGACAUCUGAUGGGAGGGCGUUCCACAGGGUGGGUGCCACUACCGAGAAGGAGAAUGUUGUUCACUCUUCCUGCUCAGGCUGCACAGAGAAAGCAUUUUGGUUCCUGAAAUUCGUUCUGCGUGUGCAGAUAAAAUAUAAUGGAUAGAAUUCUACAGGACAGGGUGUUAGUGUAUACAAACAGUCCAGAUCCAAGGAUCCGCAGGCAUGCACCUCCAGAUGGUGGAGAUGUCAGGCACCAUCCUGGCACCCAGGCAUCUUCACUUGGUCACAAGUGGCCGAGAGGUGCAUAAUGCGCCUGGCUAAUUUCAAACGCUGUUGUCUACACCAGGGGAAACCAAUGUUGUGCCCUCCAUAUCCUAUUGAAUUAUGACAUCUCUGGUCAUCAGCUAGUGGGAGUUUUGACCCAGCAACAUCUCUGGGGUGCCCUAUUGGCAAUUCCUGGUCUACAACAGCAGCUCUCUGGGGAAUCAGGGCGAAGACUUUCCCUGUUGUACUUGGAGGUAUCAGGGAAUGGACAUGUGAUUGAGCCUGUGCUCUCCCACUGAGCUGUGAUUCGUCACAUGAUCACUGGCCACAGAUGCGGCUCAUGAUCUCUAACAUUUCAACGGGUGAAAGCUUACGGUGCUGUGACCAAUGGCUCUCCUGUUAUUCUCAAACCCCCAAACCACCAGCUGAUUUAGCCAUCUCCACUGUUUACAAAUUAUUCUUCUUAAUUUGCUUUACAUGCCCUUCACCCUAAGGUUUCGGGGCAGGUUACAACAUUAAAACACAAUGUUAAAUGCAGUUUAACGCAACCUAACAGUCACAAAAUAAGCGGGUCCUAAAAAUACACACCUCAAGUGUCAAAAGCUGCAAUUACUAUCAUUGUACUUCCUUCCUUGCUCGCUCGCUCUUUCUCUCUCUCUCUCUCUCUCUCUGUGUGUGUGUGUGUUGGUGUUGUGGUUUUUGUCUGCAAUAUCCUGGCCUGCAGUGGCUUUAUGAAGGAGGCCGGCUUAGUAAACUGACCACAGUAGUUUAGUUUUAAAUGACUUGGGGGCGUUUAAUCUCUCCCGGGAUCUGGUUUUGCUUAUUAUAGAGUAGCUGAAACUCAAAAGCAUUUAGAAGGUGGUUAUUGCCAGGGGCGGGUUGGUGGGAGAAGCGUUGAUGAACGGGUGGUUUAUCAGUCAUUAAAUGCAUUCGAGUUUGUCACUAUAGUAACUUUAUAGAAAACUUCAACUCGGAUUUCAGAUUUGCGCUUUGCAGUGCAAGCAAGUCAAUGCAUACAUUAAGGAAACGGGAAUUUUCUGUGCUGCACAUUUUAUACCAAAGAACAGCCACGUUUAACACAGUUGGGGGGAAGCAUCCCUGCAGGCAGAGCCUUAAGCAAGGGGGGGCAGUCUUGGUGAUUUGUAAGUUGUUGGGAAAUUUUAUUUUACUUUAAGAUACAGCCUGCCCAUUGUACAGGAUGAGCCUCCGUGUUUUCGACUGCAGAAUAUCAGAUUGCAGAGUAGGUGUCUUUUGUUUCGUUUUGUAAAUGUCACCCACACCAGAAUCUCCCUCCGCACGCUUUAAACUUGCAAGUGGAAGAGGAAACUUCACAAACCCUUUCUCUCUGCACUGUGGUUUUAUUCCAUAAAAAUUAUGCAUCACUUGAUUGUAAAAACAAAACCCAAACAAACUUCAAAGCAGUUAACAAAAGGGUAUUAAAAUCGAGGAAAAACUCAGUCGUAUUUUAAAACACGCAAAAGUUUUAAAAUACUAAAGCAAAUUAAAAUUACUUCAGCUUUCCAAACAUCUUUAGGUUUGCCUAAACUAGGGCCUCCGUACGUCCUGACAUUACCGGGAUUUCAAAGGUGAAAUUGACGUCUGGGGACUUCCGGGUUAGCGCCAUCGCCGAAUGGCGGACUCCCUCCGAGCUCCGGAGGGAGUCUGCUCGGCAGGGGCUGGGUCCUACCGCGCCGGCGACGCGGGGACCCUUAAAACCCACGGGCACGGAGUCUGUGGACAUGGGUGACUCGGCUUGCACCAUUAGCGCCUCCCGACUCGUGAAGGAGCCUUUUAAAGGCUUCGGAUCGGGUGCCGGGAGUGGCGUGGUGCUUUGAGUCCACUGCUUUCCUGCCGAGCGCAGCCGCAUGCCAUUCGACGGAGAGCGCUGACUUCUUCUAUUGAAAAUUUGACUAUUAACAACAACCCGUGAGUAAUUGGGAAACCGGGUUCAAAAUUUUGGAUUUGGCACGAGCGGGGGCGAUUUAAAAGGAAGUCAAUCCCCCUAUUGUAAGCAUUCCAAAACAAGGACUGGGUAACCAAGGUCCAAAGGGAAGUAUGUCUCUGAUAAAAAUCAUUAAUUUCACGAUGGGAAAUUAUAAGAAAUGUGCUGGAGGAGAAGAGUGGAGGGUGAGAAGAAAAUGCAACCCCCCCCCUGGGAACCGGGGCGAUUCGUGGAGCCUGGUGAAGAGAGACGGAGACUUUGACAGCUGUCAAAGUGGCUGUCAAAGCUGGAGAAUAUAAAGAGGACUUUAUGAGGACCUUGCUGGUUAAUUUUGUUACAAUUUGCUAUAAUAUGGAUAUAAACUGUUGGAAAAUAAGCAACAAUUUGACUUUUGGAUUAGAGGAUACAAAGUUAUUACAAUCCCCUAGAGGGGUUUCGGGAUACUACAAGAACGGUCGUAAGUGGAAAAAUACCCUGGGAUUCGCACAGGAUUUGUUAUCUUCUGGGAAAGCUGCAAAACUGAAAGAGUAUUUUGUCUACAGAGGAAGACAAUGGAAUUUUUUAUUGAAGAAAGAAAGGGACUGGACGUAAGUUUUUGUUCCUGAAUAACAAACCUCUGCAGAGACACUAGAUUUCUGAAUUAGAAAGUUUUAGCAGCUGAACAGGACAAGAAACCUGAGAAAGUGAGGAAUAAGAAGAAUAAAGGACUGAUUACGACACGGAAAGAACAACGGGAGGAGUGGUAAAGAUCAAGGAAAUUAAAGGCCUUUGUUAGAUUGGACAUUUGAAGUCAAAUAUUAUUUAAAUUAAUAAACUAAAAGAAAACCGGCAAGAUGGAAUCGGGGAGAAAUCUGGUCAUGAAAUGAGACUUCCAAGCUGAUAAUGUAUAGACUGAUGGACAUGGGGAAUUCAAACCGGGGUACUGGGGGGGAGAUUUGAAAUCCAAAGGCUGUGUAACCAUUUUUUGAAUUUUUCUAUAUCUCUUAUUUUCUAUUUCUUUACAUAACUUACGCAUGUUAUUUUACUUUGAUCGGACGUGUUUAAAAAAAAGGGAAUUUGUGGAAGGAACUGGGGUGGAUCUUGGGGAAAAUCUUUUUUCUUUCUGUUAAUGAUGUGGGACGGUGGUAAGAUUUGUACAAUUCACUCUGGAUAGUGGGUUAAACAAAUUAAGCUUUAAAUUGGGAGUGAGAGCUUGUAGAACCAAAUUAAGGAAAGGGGAAUACAAUUGGGGGAGGGGGAGUCCCAGAAAGUAGGGAAUGAAAGUAAGGUUUUUAAAUAUCUUCUUUCUUCUGUCUUUUUUCUUCGUAUUUUUAUUUUUUUGGAAACUUUAAUAAAUAUGAUUUAAAAAAAAAAAGAAAUUGACGUCUGGGGGGGAUUUGUCCUGGACCUUAGACAAGUCAACAGAAAAAUCCCGGGUUUUUUGGUGGUUUUGUAAAAAAAAGAAGCUGAACAAAUUUGAAGUUUUCCUUUAAAAAAAGAAGAAGAAGCUCAACAAUUUUUGGGGUUUCCUAAAAAAAAAAAAGCUCAAUCAUUUCGGGGUAUUCCUAAGCUCAAUUUUUUGAGGGUGUCCUGGUUUUUCCUUUUUGAAAUAUGGCAAAUUCAAAGCAGAUUAAUUUGAAACAUCUGGGUAGGCUUGCCUAAGCAAGAAUGCUUUUAGCAGACCCCGGAAAGAGUACAGUGAAGUUUGAUCUCAAUAGGAGGGAGUUCCAAAGUGGCAGACACUAAACGACCAACUUCUUACAAGUGUGGAAUGAGUGACUAUUACGUGGCACUUGCAGGAAGUGUGCAAUCUGCAGGAAGCUUCCGCCCCCCCCCUUUAAUUUUUUUAAGUGAGGGAGCAAGAUAAACCCUUUUCAACUUCCUAAUUCUGUGCAACCUGACCCUUUCCAAUUAGAUGCAGCAGAAUGACAUGGCAGAAUUCUGAGAUGGUGGAAGAGACUGAUACGAUAGCCGUCUUCAAAUAUCUCAAGGGCUGUCACAUGGAAGAGGGGCACGUGCUUGUUUUUUCCUGCUGCGGAGCAUAAGACUCGAACCAAGAAAGUUACAAGAAAGGAAAAUCUGACUAAACUUUCUGACAAUGAAAUCUGUUCGGCAGUGGAACAGACUCCCAUGGGAGGUUGUGGAUUCUCCUUCCUUGUAGGUUUUUAAGCAGAGGUUGGAUGUCCAUCUGUCAGGGAUGCUUUAGUUAAUAUUCCUGCACUACAGUGAGUUGGACUAGACUGGGGUCCUUUUCAACUCUUGAGUAUGUAUGCAUACUCAAUGAGAGGUGUGAGCUUGUUUUUGCCAGGUUAUCUUAUUUAUAUUGUUGUUGUUGUUUAGUCGUUUAGUCGUGUCCGACUCUUCGUGACCCCAUGGACCAGAGCACGCCAGGCACUCCUGUCUUCCACUGUCUCCCGCAGUUUGGUCAGACUCAUGUUUGUAGCUUCGAGAACACUGUCCAACCAUCUCAUCCUCUGUCGUCCCCUUCUUCUUGUGCCCUCCAUCUUUCCCAACAUCAGGGUCUUUUCCAGGGAGUCUUCUCUUCUCAUGAGGUGGCCAAAGUCUUGGAGCCUCAGCUUCAGGAUCUGUCCUUCCAGUGAGCACUCAGGGCUGAUUUCCUUAAGAAUGGAUAGGUUUGAUCUUCUUGCAGUCCAUGGGACUCUCAAGAGUCUCCUCCAGCACCAUAAUUCAAAAGCAUCAAUUGACAUAGUCUGACUUUAACCUCUAUGCAAGUUUUGUGCAAGCAGAACGGGGUGAAAUAGGUCGUCUGUUAAUCUAACCUUAAAAGCACAGUGCGUGGAUCUUUCUAAAUGUGCCUUCUAGCAAUUGGAGUAAAUCUGAACCCUAAAAAUAUCCAGCUUAUGUUAUAUUUGUGUUUUUCUCUCUCUCCCCAGAAUACAUCAACAUUCAACAGAGAUGUUCUAGUGCAGAGGGACGAGACUAAAUCUGCCUCUUCUGGAUGCUGCAAGGUAUGGCCUUGGGUGGAAAGUAACGUGUUGUUUUGGCAUACAUGAGAUCAUGCCGGUGACUCUACGGCAAAAGGGUCAUUCCAUUGCAUGCUCGGUGGUGCAGCCUAAAGUUCAGGCCUGCACAAUUUGUGGCCCAUCGUGCCAGACUCCGCUCACCAGCCAUGUUUUGUACUCCCUCCAUUUUUCAAUAGUUCCUUGUUGGAAAUAAAACUGGAGGUUUAUCGAGCUUCUUGGCAAAGAUGGCAUUCAGUUUGUGGGCUGCAAGUUGUACAGACGAGAACUGAAUUGGCAUGUAGAUUUCUGAAAUGUUUUCCUCUUUGUCAUGGUUAGGACUUGACCAAGGUAAGGUAAAGGACCCCUGGAUGGUUAAGUCCAGUCAAAGGUGUCUAUGGGGUUGUGGCGCUCAUCUCGCUUUCAGGCCAAGGGAGCUGGCGUUUGCCCACAGACAGCUUUCUGGGUCAUGUGGCCAGCAGGACUAAGCCACUUCUGGCACAAGGGAACACCGUGACAGAAACCAGAGUGCACGGAAACGCCGUUUACCUUCCCACUACAGCGGUACCUAUUUAUCUACUUGCACUGGUGUGCUUUCGAAUUGCUGGGUUGGCAGGAACUAGGACAGAGCAACAGAAGCUCAUCCCAUCGCGGGGAUUCGAACCGCUGACCUUCUGAUCGGCAAGCCCAAGAGGCUCAGUGGUUUAGACCACAGCGCCACCCACUUGACCAAGAGCUUAUGCUGUCUUACGGGGCUGGACUGUGUUACCCAAUAAGAAUACCCAGGGUCCCUUUCCAGAGCGGCCCCCCUGCAGAGAGAUGGAGCCACCAUUUGGAUGGCUUUAAAAGAGGACGGGACAAAUUCUUGGCCUGAUCCAGCAGACUCUUCUUCCAUUCAUAACGCAAAGUUGAAAUGAUUAAAAAAUAAAUAAAUAAAACCGAUCUCAAAUGAAUCUAAUCGGUUUUGAAGGCUUUAGCGAGGAAUCAAAACAUUUUACUGUGCAGAGCAAGUCAGAGAAUGGAAAAAGAAAUCCAAGCAGCUGAAACUGGCACAGCCUCUUGCAACCGCCCUGUGCGUUAUAUUAUCACUAUUCCCAUUGGACAGACUGAGCAUGGGAAAAUCUGCACACACUGUGCUUGGUAUUCUGAAUAUAUAUAUCCCCAAGUGCCAGGCCUUUCUUCCUCAUUGUGCAGCAAAGGCAAACAAAAGACAGCAACAAAAUGUAAUAAAGAGAAUUGCUGCUUGUUCCGGCAUGAGUCAAGAUUUGCAAAAAGGAUUUUGGAGCACAGUAAGAGUCGGUUUGAGUUGCCAAAUUGCAGCCUUGCCUUGCAGGUUAAGUGUAUGUUGCUGGAACAUAGGCUCUCGGAGGCAAUGUGUGGUUUGAGCACUGAACAUCCCAGGACUUUGACUCGAGGGGGCGGGAAAUUGUUGGUUAUCUUCCUUGGGGCAUUUUCUACUCCUGGACUUGUAAGCAGCUGUCAUGCACUUAGCCAAGCCAAGCCUAUUUAAGCCGCUGCUCUCUGCUCUAGCACUCUUCAUUAUCUUUUUUAAAAAAUACUUCCUGGGAAAGGAAGGGUAGGCGGCUUGUCCGUCCUGACAUGAAUGGAAGAUCCUACGUGGUCUGCAUCACUUUGAAAUCAACUGGGGCUGCACAUCAUCCAAGUACGUCCCCGAGAGGGAUGCGGGUGGCUCUGUGGUCUAAACCACUGAGCAUCUCAGGCUUGCCGAUCAGGAGGUUGGCGGUUUGAAUCCCCGCAACAGGGUGAGCUCCCAUUGCUCUGUCCCAGCUCCUACCAACCUAGCAGUUCGAAAGCAUGCCAGUGCAAGUAGAUAAAUAGGUACCACUGUGGCAGGAAGGUAAAUGGCAUUUCUGUGCCAGAAGCUGUUUAGUCAUGCUGGCCACAUGACCUGGAAAGCUGUCUGCAGACAAACGCUGGCUCCCUUGGCCUGAAGCGAGAUGAGCACCGCAUCCCGUAGUCGCCUUUGACUGGACUUAACCUUCCAGGGGUCCUUUACAUGUCCCCGAGAGUCACUGAAAUAGGACAGUCUUGUGAUGAACGAUAGCAAUUUUCAAUGAGCAGAUGUACCCUGGCUGUUCUUAAUGCUUUAGACUGAUAAAUGAUUUAGACUCCGUAAUGAGGGGAGCAUAUUGAAGGGAUCUGUAAUGAACGGAAGGGAAAUAGCCCAGUCGGGAGUGAGGGCAUAUUGGUAGAUGCUCCUACCAAAGUGGGAAAGCACUUCAGUUCUUCCUGGGUUUCAGUUCCCUUGCAGAGAGAGAAAGGAACACAGGAAGCUGCAUUACAUCCAGUUGUUGAUAUGGCCAUUGAGGUUUAUUCUGCAAGACAGGUGCAAGUUCCUUAACAACUUCAUUAUUCUCUGCCAAAGCUGCCAAUGGGAUUUUCUGAGCCAAAUACAUUACAGAUAUAGUUUGAAAUAUCUGUAUAUAUAUACACAUUCAUAUAUACAGAUAUUUCAAACUAUAUCUGUAAUCAAGGAUGUCAGUCAUUCAUCUAAUCCAUCAGGAAUAGCCAACGAAGUGCCUUUCAGAUGUUGGAAUUUAAUUCCCAUUAUCCCUGACCAUUGGCCAUGCAGGCUGGGAUUGGUGGUAGUGAUACUCCUACAACAUCUGGAGAGAACCACCUUGGCUAUCUCCAUCAUAUGACAUAUACCAAAAGGGACUGAUUCUAAUUACACAAUCACUUCUACUCAAUUUUCCAAAAAAAUAGCCACACCUAUAAAUUACCCAACAUCAUUCCAUACGAGUAUAUCUUUAUUCUGAUUUAUUUCUAGAUUAGCAUGUAUUUAAAGUACCAAAGAGUAGCACUUUAUACAGAACACUAAAAUGAUAAAGUAUAAUAAAGUAUAGGAUAGAGGAACAUAAAUACAAUCAUUGACUGCAAUAAUAAUUCACUCAUAAAUGGCAUUUUAUGUUCGUUGGAAAGGAAGAUAGCUGUUAAUGUCUAAUCCAUAUUUAUUCUUCGUAAAGUGACUGAAUGUGCCCUGUAACCUUUGCCAUUUCUACAGUGUUCCAGAUUUUAAGCAACACAUUUUCAGUAUUGGUGUUUUACUGUCCUUGUAACUACGUAGCAAUCAAAAUUUAGGAGCUGAGAAGAUUCCAUACUAUUCUUUACGAAACCUUCAAAAUAUCAUAAUAACGUCCCAGCAGAAACUAGCGGCGUUGUGUAACUUAGAUAUAAUAUAGAUUCCUGUGCACCCCCUAAAUAUGUCCCAUGGUUCCCACUAACCCAAAGCAGAUUUAGGGGAGGGCAUGGGGGGAGGAGCGAGGGGAAAGUCAGGUUGCCAAAUGCAAAUCCACCCCCUAACAAAACGAGUGGAUUUGAUACCUCCCCAUCUAUCUCAGAUACCAAAGGCAAAGACAGUGUUAUUUCUGUUUAAAAACUGCACCUGCUUCUCAAAUUAGGCCGGUUGGGUGCUCUUAUUUAUUUAACCCAGGCUGACCUAAUUAGACCCAACCUACCAUUAGGAAGUAUGGGGCAUCCGCCUGAGGUAGCAGAAACUAGAAGUGAGAAUAAGACGUUGAACCCCCCCCCCCCACAAGUUAGCCUAAUGCUCUCAGGUGUGGUGGUUUAUAAAGCGUAUCAGCGAAGGUAGUUUUCAAAUUUCCAGAUUUGUGCCUAACUUCCCCCCAUGUCUGUUUGUGGAAACUCUUCUGUUUCGCGAGGGAUUCUGGGAAACUGUCCACAUCAUGCGCUAGGGUUCACACUGUGCGCUAGAUGCUAUCCUAAUAUUGGCCUUGGCUCUGCGUUUCAAACCUCAAAGGCAAACAUCCCUGCAGAAGCUGGCCGGGUGCUCAGGUUGUCUCCUCGUGCUCUGAAGCGGUGCCAAAAGAUAAGCUCGGAAGUGCUGCGUUUGCUCAUUUUGCGUGGCUGGGAAUAAAAAGGCCACUUAAUGCAAUGCCUUCCGCAAUAUAAACAUCUCAGGCUCUGUAAAGGAAAUGUGUCUCCGUUUCUGUCAGCACCGCUUCGAUGCAACCGGCAGAGUCACAAAGAAAUCCUGGCAUCUUUGACCCCCUGCCCCCUGCUUUCCCAAGGUGAAAUAAAAUAGGGUGCUUGGAUGGCUUACUGCCUAAAGAGCAUCUGCUUGGAGACACCCUUAAAUUGCACCCUUGAUAACUCAGUCCUAGGUCUUGCCUCCAUGCAUAGGCGUAUUGAGAGUCUUUUGGGGAUAUGGUGGAUUCCCUCCAUCUGCAGUUUGCUCUAGUCAAGUACUGUUAGUUUCCUGUGAAAUGCACUUUGUGGAUUUUCCAACAAACCACACAACAUUUAGUGAAAUUGCCAAGGCUGGGAACAGAGUCUCUGAAGGAGAUGAGAUAAAAGCAAAUGGUAUGGGCUGCCAAGGAAAAAAAAAAGAAAACACACUUUAUACCAGUUGUGACAACAGCAAAAUUUGAGUGGGGCUUACUUCACGGUAACUGGCUGCCUGGAACAUGAGGCUCAGUAGAGUGGGUGGCUUUCGCAAACCAAGCUUCGCUGUGAAAUUAAUGCAAAAUUACUGCAUUCCAGGAUGCAUUGCUCUUUUCUAGGACUUACUGAAACCGAGGCCCCGUUUGCACUAUGCAUUUAACAGUAUCAUAUCGUCAGAAACAGUCCUGGCUUCCCUCAAGGAAUUCUGGGAAAUGGAGGGUCAACUUACACAGACUUGGCCUAAAUGCAGAAGUUUGCCAAUAGAGGGGGGAGAUAAAAGAUCUGGCUCCCCACCCCCCACUCCAGCCAAUAAGUUUUUCCAUCCCUGCCAUAAGAAAAACCUUGGUUUCGGCUUUGGGUUAGGCUGGAGAAAAGCUAAACCGCAAGCCUGAUUUUGCUAAGCUAUAGCUCAAUUGAGGGGAACGACCAGGAGGAUGGAAGCAGCCAUGAUCUCCUCUUGAGAAGCCUUCAUGCUCAAGUGUUCAUGGUUUUGCUUAGUGAGACAGCAGACCAGGACUUUGAAUUGCAUCCCGUGCACACAGACCAAGUUUCGUUUGGAUAUCUUAACUGCUCAAGGGAGAUGCAUUUCAAAGAAGAAUGCCCUCAGAGGGACGGACAGUUUAAAUCCUCUGCUUGGCCCCAAAUGGAGCAUCUGUAGCUAACAAGCCUUCUGAUGUUUAUGAUGUGCUAGGUUUGUCUGGACCAAAAUCUGAAUGGCACUUACAUAAUGCCUGCAUAUAUUCAUUUGUGGGGAGUUUGGGGGGGGCGCAGGGGAGAGAGAUGUGAACAGUGAAAACUGUAUGCUGACGAUAGAGCCUUCCUUUUUUAUGGAGGUGGCUGGGCGCCACGAAAAACAUAGAGGGCAUUCUUGUUUCAUAGGAUCCAAAUGAAAAUGUUUGUUUCUGCUGUUCGUAAGGGAUUCAUUUCACUGGACACACACACAAACACUCUUCCUAAUUCAGCUGUUCCUGAAAAAGUCAUAACUAGAUAUUGAUGUCUUCUAGGCAGGCUUACAAAGCUGCAAAGCCUCCUCCUUUUCAAUUAGGGAACAUAGAAAGCUGUUUUCUACUGAGUCAGGCCACCAGCACACCAACUCAGUAUUACAUUCAGCAGCUCUGCAGGGUCUUUCUCAACCCUACCUAGAGACGCUGAGGAUUGAACCCAGAGCCAAGCUCUGCAUGCGGGGCAUGCGCCGCUGCACUACAGCCCUUCCCGUAUUGUGUGUCUCUGUGUGUGUGUGGCGGGUGGCAGUUCUAAGCUGCAAUUCUGGGCCGCAUCCUUAAAAAUUAGAUGCGACACCAUGAAUACGUGGUGCAUUUUUAAGAAUGUACAAUAGCAGCAGUGGGAUUGCAGGGGUGGGUUGUGCCCCUGGAGGCUCCUUUCUCGAUUCAAAUCUCAGCUGCAGGAAGGUGAUUUUCUUUGGGACCAUAAUCAAGGGGAUGAAUUUGGCUCUGCCGGUGCUCUGUGUUCUCUAUGCUUGUGAUUAUUUUUUUUUAAUCUACAGUUGUGUCUCUCGCACAAUUAACAUCCCGCUGGCUUUAAAAUGUCAAAACAGGUAGAAAGGUGAGAGGUGUCUGGCCCCAAAGAAGCAGUACUGUAACCUAUUGCUUUGCAAUAAACAACGACGGACUCCUAACUCCUCAAACUUCUGGGUUUUAUUGACAUAAACUCAGGAGAUAAGCCAUUUUUGGCUUACGGCAUUAUGAUGGACAAAUCUUUUUCCUCAUCCUCCUCUAUGACUCUGCAGCCACAGCAGGCGCUGCGAUUCUCCAUUGGCUUGACUUCACCCCUGCAGGCGCACUCCGUUGUCUCUUGAGAAAGGCAAGGUGGUGGCAGCUAUCUGAGAGGAAGGCCUGCCGGCAACACCGCAGGGCUGUCAUGUUGCCUUUGAACCAGGAAAGUGGUAUGAGAGCGAUUCUGCUGAGCAUCCCUCCAUUCUCCGCAGUAAUGCAUCUGCAUUGUACACACAUGGAUUCAUUCCCUGGGAUUUCCCAAGUAUGGCUAGGAUUGCUUCCUGUCUGAAACCCUGAAUAGAUGCUGCCGGUCAGUGUUAGCGUUGCCAUACGGACAUAGCUGGAAUACUGUGUCAGGGCAGAAAUCGCAAAAUAUGUCCGGGGAAAUCUGGAUGUAUGGCAAUCCAUGUUGGCAGUGUUGUUCUUCUUGUGUGGUGUUGCAAAAAUAAAAACUCAACAACUUUGCCCCCACCCCCCACCCCGCAACCACUUUUGUGUCCCACUUUUUGAAACAAUUUGGCAACCCUUGUCAGUGUAGGCAGGACUGAGCUGAAUGGAUCGGUGGUCUGUCGCAGCGAGAAAAUGGCCGCCCGAGAGAAGAGCGACUCAAAUGGCGGAGCUUCUUCCUUCAUCCUGGUUUUCAGCCACGAGGCGCCAUGAGGUAGGCAGGCUUGGGGAAGAGCGACUUCCUGAGCUCAUGGCGAAAACUAGCCCUUCGUGGCUCCUCUCAGAACAACAUUUUUUUUAAAAAACGGGAAAACGGUAGGCGGGAGGCUUUCGGCCUACAGGCUGAGGCGCAGGCCAGGCCUUGCUGAGGCCUAACGUCUGAGGCCAAGCGAAGAAACAGAUACUUUGUUGCUAAAGGGACCUGAGGCGCCGCUCAGGCAUUCCAGUGGCCUGAGGCAGGGCCAGGGUGGAUAAAAACCAAUAAUAAUAAUAAUAAUAAUAAUAAUAAUAAUAAUAAUUUUUUAUUUAUACCCCACCCUUCCUGGUUCAAAAAUUGUGCUCAGGGCAGCUAUCAACAAAUUCAAAACACUUUAAAACAAUUAUAAAAGCAGCAUAAAAUACAGUAUAACAACAUAUACAUAAAAUCGUUUUUUUUUUUACUUAGAUCGGGAUUUUUAAAAAUUUAAAUCGGAUUUUUAAAAUGAAAUGCUUUUAGAGGAAAAAUCUUUCUAAAGCUCGUUUCCUGUUUAAGUUACAUUAUAGUCCAAAGGCUGUCGGGAAAUAAGGAUUUAAGUGUGCUAAAACUCAGGUUUUUUUUUUUAAAAACCCACUAACAACCACCAAAAAACUUGUUUAACCACAACAGUUAACAAACAUGGAUACAUACGCUGUAAUGUUUUUGUUUUAGUUACCGUACUUUUCCAUUUAUAGGACGCCCUCAUGUAUAAGACGACCCCUAUUUUGGGGGGGCUCAAAAUUUAGAAAAUGGGGGGUUUAGCUUUGGGGGAGGAUUAAUUGGGGGGAAUGCCGAAAAUCACUCACCUGCCAGAAUGCAGCAAGUAACCGCUUGCAUUGCAACUGUCGAUCGCCGCCAUUAGCCCUCCCGAUUCUGCUGCCGCAGCCAAUAGCUACCCUUGUCGCGGCAAGCGGGAACGUGAUUGGCGACAAGGGCGGCUGUCUAUUGGCUGCCGCAGCGGAAUCGGGAGGGCUAAUGGCGGCGAUCGGCAGUUGCGACGCGAGCGGUUGUGUGCUGCGUUCCGGCGGGUGAGUGAUUUUCGGCAUCCCCCCCCCCAAAAAAAUGAUCAAGCGGCCAAUCGCCACUUACAGUCUCAGGCUCGCGCCAAAAAAAACAUUCGCCCGUCCCCCCUAAGCACUACCCGUGUAUAAGACGACCCUAAAUUUGGAACCUCAUUUUUGAGUCAAAAAAGCUCGUCUUAUACACUGGAAAAUACGGUAAAUAAAUUGUUUAAAUUGUUAUUAAGGAAGUGAUUAUUUAUCUCCUUCCAAUAAAGUACAGCGGAAAAGUUGUCCAGAUGUAAACAGUUAACUUACCGAACCUCACAAUAAUUUCAUAAUUAUCUGUCUAUGUAUUUUUAAUAGGAUAACCAAAUCGGUAAUUUUUGAUAAAACGGUAGAAACUGCUCUGAAAAUAUAUUAUUCCGAAAACAAAACCUUCAUUUGGUUGUAAAUAUUAAGAUUAUACCAGCAAGAAUGAGUCUUUCUGUAAGAAAAUGAUUUAAAUCAAGUCUUACUGACUAGUGAUUUAUAUCAAGUCUUAGUGAUUAGUGAUUUAAAUCGAUUUGAUUUAAAUCAAAUCCACCCUGGGCGCAAGGCCCUUUGUAAAUAGGUACCUCCCUUUUAGAUGUGUGGUAAUUUACAAGGUAAUUUCCAACAACAACAAGCCAAAUGACUUUGGCUGCGCCGUAGCUCAGGAGAACCGAGGGUGACAGAAUGGUGUCUGGACAAGGCUCUGCAAGAGUUGGAUCCGGCGCCAGCAGCCUUCUCUUCCUGCCCCGCUUGGCACGCUAGAUGCCAGUUGAAGGCUGCAGGCAACCCCUCAGCACCACCAUAAAAGGAACUACAGUGGUACCUUGCUUCUCGAACUUAAUCCGUCCCGGAAGUCCGUUCCAAAACCAAAGCGUUCCAAAACCAAGACACGCUUUCCCAUAGAAAGUAAUGCAAAAUGGAUUAAUCCGUUCCAGACUUUUAAAAACAACCCCUAAAACAGCAAUCGUAACGUGAAUUUUGCUAUCUAAUGAGACUAAAUGAAAGCAAUAAACAAUGUACUGCAGUCCCACAGUUAGUCAGUCAGUAGCCGAACUGAGUUCCACGCAGCCACAAAAACAAAGAUAAAAGUCGCAAAAACAAAAACGCAAAAUAAAUGGCAAAAACAGACAGACCUCAGCUUGCAUUCUUAGUUUGCACCAUCCAGAAAGCUGGAGAUGGAUAACAAUACAUUAUAUAUUCUACUGAGCACCUGAAAAAGAAUACUCUGCCCGCAGAACAUCCUAUCCCUACUUAACAGAAGCCAGAAAAAAUGAAACAAAAUUUUCACCACUGCCCACAUUGGGUAUUGUUUUUGCUUGCUACUAUGUUAUGUGUUUUUAUAUCCUGAACCGCCCAGUAAACUUAAAAAUGAAACUAAAAAAUAAAUAAAAUGUGCACAUACUUGAUCAGAUGAAAGUAAACAUAAAUAUCACUAGCAAAGCUGGGAAGAAAGGCUCAGCAUAGCCUUUCUACUAAUGCGCUAAUUAUCCGCAUGCAGGGAGUUUGAAGUCCAUAUCGUGAUAGUGGUUUCAUAAUUUUUGACCUGGCGAUAUAUCUCGAGUCAUUGUGUGUGCGUGAGCUCACGCUAUGCAACAAUCACAAUGUGGGAAACACAGUGCCUUUACAUAGCUCCACUGUUAUUUCAGACAUUGUGAUAUAUCUUGACAUUUAGCUGGUGAUAUACAGUGGUACCUCUUGUUGCAGACACGAUCUGUUCUGGGUGCAAACGGCACCCCGAAAAAUCCGCAGCUAGAGCGGCUUUUCUGCGCAGAACGCGAUAGAGCGCUUCUGCACAUGUGUGAAGCACGCAGAAUGCUUCUGUGCAUGUGCGCACGGCUGAACCCGAAAGUAUACAAUUCCGGGUUUGCUGCGUUCGCAGGCCGAAAAGUCGCAACAUGAACCUAACGCAACACGAGGUAUGACUGUAUUGUGAUGUCUUAAGCUUACUCCCCUUGAAUUUAUAUAAACCCCGUUUAAAGCCCACCUAAGUGACCAUGUCUUUUGUAAGCAAAUGCCUUUGCUUAAUGCCUGAUUCUGCCAGUUCUGCAAACAAAAUAACCUUUUGAGUUGCGCUGUCUCUUUUUGCUGUGUUCCACUUGGUUCCUGUCCUUACUGUUCCCUCCCCUUUUUUUUGCAUUAUGCUUUCGCUUGCUGUUUUGAUGUCAUCGGCAGUUGGGACUGGAAACCUCAUACCGGCCUGUACUUAAAUAGGAUACAGUGCUUAAUUAAUACCCUGAUUAAUUUUUGAUGAUUAAUUGUUCUCUUAUCUUCUGCUGGGCUUAUUCUUUCCACACACUCUCACUCCUGAGCCGAGGUGAUGGAUCAUCUUGUCAAGGUUGAGGUAGCGCCGAAUUGAUUAAAAUCUAUUUCACUGUGCAUCUCUUUAGCGAGGGCAGAAUUUUCCUGCCUGUUUUUUUUUUUUUUUUAGCGAAACCCAGCUUUUUGUAAUGAAUGAGGCCGGGUGUUGUCGUUUUUAAGCGACUCUGGCAGAGCCUACAUCCCUCAGGGAUGGUGCAUGAAGAGGCAGAAACUGAGUAAGGAAAAGGAUAAAGAAUUGUAGAGUUGGAAGGGAACCCCAAGGGUCAUCUAUUCCAGCCCCCUGCAAUGCAGGCACCUCAACUAAAGUAUCCAUAACAGAUGGCUAUCCAACCUCUGCAUCGGACCACAGGAAAGAUCUAUCUGAUUUUAACAUUCCAUCACGCUCUAGUGUGACCAACAAGAUGCUAAGACAUCAGGCACAUGCUCCACAGUAACUGGGAGUAGGACUGCCCUUGUUCUGUGUUGAGAUGUGUCAGGCACUCUGCACUUUCCGGAAACAAAGACCUUUUCGUUUUGACGUGCUUUUUCCAGCUGGAUGAAAACAUGUUUGUCUUCGUUAUUAAUUUGCAUUGUUUUCAAACCCAUCUUUUACUUGCUUUUCUCGUACUGCCUUAACAACUAUUUUCCCCUGCAUUUAUGAUGGACUUUGUGGGCCACCGUGAGAAAUAAGUAAAAAGCUAUGCAUUCACUGAUGAUGGUUGAUAUAUUAGGUAAAGGUAAAGGGACCCCUGAACAUUAGGUCCAGUCGUGGCCAACUCUGGCCUUUCCCCUUUAUGUUGGAAUGGCAGGGGAAAGCUUGGUUCAUUCAUGUUUGGUGGGAAUGCGCUUGCCUUAAAAACUUUUGGAAUAGAGCAUUAUCCAUUAUACUUGCAAUUCUCCCCCUUUCUCCAAAUCCUGCUUUAGCCCUGCUAUCUUCGGACAUGGACUUAGGCUCAACCCUGCACCCCAGCGAACUAGUAGGCUUCUUACUGACCACAUCACAAUUAGCCAUAGCUCAAUAAUGGAAGACCGAGACUGAAAUACUCCUGAAUAUAUGGGGAAAUAAUAUAUGGGAUACAGCAAUAUCCAGGCAUCUCACCAGGCACAAGAGGGCAGUUAAAGACAUAACAAAUAGAGACACCUUCCAAGAAACAUGGACCCCUUUAUUUAACUAUGUUAAUGGCCAAAAUCAAAACCUUCUUAUACCAACCGCUCAAUAUUCUCAGUCGAGAGGUUACGUUAAGUAAUAUGGUUGAAUGUGUGAGCGUCUGUCUAGAGACAAUGGAUAAACAAGCACCAUUAGAUGUACUGCUGGAUAAGUGUUUAAAGGUUAUUGUAUUUGUGUUUGUUUGAAAACCAAUGGCGUUUUAUUUUUUUUAAAUAAAUAUAUUAGCAAUAUGCCUGGCAUGAUAAGCCUGGCGUGUGUUUAUACAUGCACUUUAUUCCUUCCUUAACCUCAGCAUGUGUAAAUACGCCAUCAGAAAUUAAAAGAGCACUGGGAAACCCAGCCAGAUGGGCGGGGUACAAAUAAUAAAUUAUUAUUAUUAUUAUUAUUAUUAUUAUUAUUAUUAUUAUUACUGUGCCUUAGGUGACAGAAACGUUUUGUCUCAGGUCUGAGCCUCGGGAGACUUUGGGGUUGCAAGACCUGCUUCACGUUUGUAUAAGACGUACGAAAAGUAUGUUGGUGCUGCGCAAAUUAAACCCAAUAAACAGAAGUCCAAAUCAUGCCGCAAGAGCCCACAAGGCAAUCUGGUCAUGUGGUUCUUGGCCAAUGGGCCUUCUCCCCGCUAGAUGCAUAGCUGUCAACCUUCCCUUUUUUUGCGGGAAAUUCCCUUAUUCCAGCGCCGUUUCCUGCUGCUUCCCACUGCUAUCCCGGAUUGUUAGGUAUCCCGUAGACUGUCCCCGGGACAGGUGAGGCUGCUGAUCCCUUAUUUUCGAGGCUGCUGAUCGCUUAUUUUCAAAUCUGAAAGUUGACAUCUAUGGCUAGAUGCUUUGCAGAUGUUAUGUGUAGCACUUGGAGGAGGUGAGGGUUGGAUAUGGGACAGGAGCACCCAGUGGGUGAGAUGAUAAUGACCCCACUGCUUCUUUUAGGAUGCCUGCCAGUCCUGUUAUUGGACCACAACUCCCAUCAUGUGCAAAGGAUCUAGGGGUCAUAGUGGAACACAAGCUUAACGUGAGCCAACAGUGUGAUGCAGCAGCAACAGAAAGCUAAUGCUAUUCUAGGCUGCAUCAACAGAAGUGCAGUCUCCCAUUUGUUUGCUUGCUUUUCUAGGCAGGGUGGAAGAAAUUGCAUUUUUCUUCCUCCUUGGAAAUGCAAUCAAUUACGGACUCUGUGGCAUUCAGACAUUUCAUUGAUUGAUUGAUUGAUUGAUUGAGUGGGAAAUAUGGUGGGAUAAAAGCCCAGCUGUCACAUCUCCUUUUCUGGGGAAAAUCUAAAGUGAUAAUGAUGGCUACCGAUUUGGAUGGCUUUAAAAGAGGAUUAGACGAAGUCAUGGAGGAGAGCGCUGGCAGUAGCUGCUAGCCACAAUGGCUGUAUUCCACCUCCACUAUGAGAACAGGACGGUGCUCUAGAUGGGUCUUUGUCCUGAUUUGGCACAACUUUUUUAUGCUCUUACAAUAACAGCUUAGACAGGUUGAUGUAUUUUGGGAUUUUUCCCUUUCUGGGUGGUUGAAAGAGGCAGGAAAGGGGAUAUGAGGUCAUCCCAUGUUUUUCAAACUCCACUCAGAGAUAAGAACCAGCAGAAUUUCCCGGACUUGUGUUUCACCACAGCUGCCAUUUGAUGUGAAGAUGAAAUUGAGCAAGGGAGAGAGUCGAGAAGCAUUUGAAACUAACAUUUCCCUUGAUUGGCAUUUUCAAACACUUGCUUCCAGCUUUUAAGAAUGUUGACUCAGCCUUUAAUUGGGCUCCCGUUCCAAGAUCUGAACCAAGCAAUGUUUAAGCAGUGAAGAAGUACCCUUACAUUACUGGCAGUGAAGAAGUACCCUUACAUUACUGGCAGUGAAGAAGUACCCUUACAUUACUGGCAGUGAAGAAGUACCCUUACAUUGCUGGCCACUUAACACAUGCCUUGCUUGUGUAAUCCUGGCAAAAUGCUAAUAAUUAUGAUAAAUGUGUGUGUGGAGGAAGAGCUUGUAUAUUGCAGUGAUGUGUCUCAGUGAACAGAGCAGAUGCCAAGGGUGGAUCUAGACACAGGAAAAAACCCGCUUAUCAACUAGUCAGAAAUUAGAUGGUUAUAGGGACGCGGGUGUCGCUGUGGGUAGAACCUCAGCGCCUAAGGCUUGCCGAUCGCAUGGUCGGCGGUUCGAAUCCCCGCGGCGGGGUGAGCUCCCGUCUUUCGGUCCCAGCUCCUGCCCACCUAGCAGUUUGAAAGCACCCUUAAGUGCAAGUAGAUAAAUAGGUACCGCUUUAUAGCGGGAAGGUAAACGGCAUUUCCGUGUGCUGCGCUGGUGCCGGCUCGCCAGAGCAACUUCGUCACACUGGCCACGUGACCCGGAAGUGUCUCCGGACAACGCUGGCCCCCGGCCUCUUAAGUGAGAUGGGCGCACAACCCUAGAGUUGGACACGACUGGCCCGUACGGGCAGGGGUACCUUUACCUUUACCUAGAUGGUUAUAACAAAAGGAAAAAAUCUCUAUGGAAAACAGUGUUUUCAAAUUUCCUGCUCUCUUGCGCCAUCUACUGUUGCAUGUUUAUAGCGCAUUCAGAUUGCUGUUUCUUUACUAAUGUAGCUGAGUUCCAAUACUCCUGAAUUCGAGUAUUUCAAUUCAAUUCUUUGCAAUUCAGGAGAACUUUCCUGAAUUGCAAAGAAAGCUGAUUCUAGACUUGAGCCUGACCCUACCUGAUGUGAUUUAUUCGACUUGUAUGUCGUUUUAUACUACAGGGGGGAAAGCCUUAAUGCAAUUUACAAUGUGUAUAAUGCAGUAAAACAACUAGGGAUUGCUUUCCAACAUCGUAAUAUAUUGCCAGCUAAACUUCGUGAUAUUACAAUGUCAGAAAAGAGACGGAGAGGAAGAAGCUGCCAGUUAGGGGAAAUUUAAAGAAUAAACAUUAAUAAGAAUAAUAAUAAACCUCAUACACAAACUGUGCUUUAAAACGAACAGUAGAUGGAUAGAUUUUUCUUCCAUUUCUGGUUCCACCAAAAGCUUUCUGACUCCAUCACCAAACCUCUUCUUUCCUCCGCUCCCCGGGCCCUGCCCAGAUCCAUGUAUUUUCGAUUUCUAGAGCUGACAAGUCAACCUGGCAAAGAGCCUUGGAAAACACUGCCUGAGAAAACACGGGUGCUUCCGCUUAAACCAGAGCAGGUGGCUCAGUCGUACGCAACUAAAAACACAGCCCAGUGUCAUCAGUUUAUAAAGGCUGGAGAGUUUGUUUUUCUGCUAAGUAAUUGUUUGCUUUAUUGCUACUUACACAUUCAUUUUAAUAGGCCAUAAACCACAAACUGCAGUACCCACACUUUCUGGGCCUCUGACAUGCAUCAAGUUGACAACCUCUCUGGUUUAAGCAUCGGCGUACAAGAUGGGGCUGUAAAUCCAGACUAUUAUUAUAGCCAAUCUAAGAUUUAUUUAUAUUCAAACCGGGGAAGGGGGGGGGGGAGAUUUGAAAUCCAAAGGCUCUGUAACUAUUUUUUGAAUUUUUCUAUAUCUCUUAUUUUCUAUUUCUUUACAUAACUUACGCAUGUUAUUUUACUUUGAUCGGACGUGUUUAAAAAAAAAGGGAAUUUGGGGAAGGAACUGGGGUGGAUCUUGGGGAAAAUCUUUGUUCUUUUUCUGUUAAUGAUGUGGGACGGUGGUAAGAUUUGUACAAUUCAAUCUGGAUAGUGGGUUAAACAAAUUAAGCUUUAAAUUGGGAGUGAGAGCUUGUAGAACCAAAUUAAGGAAAGGGGAAUACAAUUGGGGGAGGGGGAGUCCCAGAAAGUAGGGAAUGAAAGUAAGGUUUUUAAAUAUCUUUUUUCUUUUGUCUUUUUUCUUUGUAUUUUUAUAUUUUUGGAAACUUUAAUAAAUAUGAUUUAAAAAAAAAAAAAUCUAAGAUUUAUUUAUAAUUAAUGCCGGGGACCUUCCAUCGUAAUGCCAAUUACUGAUUUUCUUUAAAGGCGACGGAGAGAUGGUUUGUUUGUUUGUUUGUUUUUGCAGUGAUUUCCCCAACAGCACAAAGCCAAUUCAAGUGCUGUUAAAAAACUGGAGAGAGAAAAAGAGAGGAGUUUGUUUGUUGGUUUGUUUGUUAAGGACCGAUUGGCAUUUGCAACAGGAGAAAAGAGGGGUCUCCAGUUGCUGCCCAGUAAGGUAAAGGUAAAGGGACCCCUGACCAUUAGGUCCAGUCAUGACCGACUCUGGGAUUGUGGCGCUCAUCUCACUUUGCUGGCCGAGGGAGCCAGCGUUUGUCCGCAGACAACUUCCGGGUCAUGUGGCCAGCAUAACUAAGCCGCUUCUGGCGAACCAGAGCAACGUACGGAAACGCCGUUUACCUUCCCGCCGGAGUGCUACCUAUUUAUCUACUUGCACUUUGACGUGCUUUCGAACUGCUAGGUUGGCAGGACCAGGGACCGAGCAGCGGGAGUUCACCCCGUCGCAGGGAUUCAAACCGCCGACCUUCUGAUCAGCAAGUCCUAGGCUCUGUGGUUUAACCCACAGUGCCACCCACGUCCUGCCCAGUAACAUUGCUAACAAUAUCCAAUUGCUGCCCAAUAAUAUUGCCAAGGCCGGUGUUGGUUUCUGUUUCGGGGGCGCCUGCUAUCAGUAAGCUAUUUCUGCGACUUAAGUUGCACACUGAAUGUGUGCUAAAGCAUUGCAUGGACAUGCUCUGCUCUGCUAGCUGGCAUAAGCACGAUGCUCCAAACAGCUGAAGGCUAUCUCAGAUGGGCAAUUUCUGGAUAUAUUUUGGGUGCUUCCAGACUGCUGCUGGAGAGGCACCCAUACAAUGUGCCUUUUCCAGAUAUACAUGCCCACCGGCAUUCGGAAUCUGCCAGGUGCAAAAUGCAAUCGGCCACUUGUGAAUAAGUGAAGAUACCCGGGUGCCAGGAUGGCACCUGAUGUCAUCUGGAGGUGCAUGCCUGGAGAUCCUUGGAUCUGGACUGUGUUCACACACUGGCAACACAUCCUGUAGAAUUCUUACCCGUUACAUUUUAUCUGCACAAUCAGAAUGAAUUUUAGGUACCCCCAAAGUCAUGCUGAAAAAUACGACUUUCAAGCCGCCUGGCUCAAAAAUGGCAACCAGGCAUUCUGAUUUGGUGACUGUAACCCUGGUUUAAGGAGCCAUUUGGCACUUAGGUUAUAUAUCUGAGUUUCUAACACUGAUCACCAGCACCUGAGGCCCCUAUCAGUCCUAUAGUGGGGUGUGUGGAGAAUUACAGUGGUACCUCGGGUUACAGACGCUUCAGGUUACAGACUCCGCUUACCCAGAAGUAGUACCUUGGGUUAAGAACUUUGCUUCAGGAUGAGAACAGAAAUCAUGCUCCGGUGGCGCAGCGGCAGCGGGAGGCCCCAUUAGCUAAAGUGGUGCUUCAGGUUAAGAACAGUUUCAGGUUAAGAACGGACCUCCGCAACGAAUUAAGUUCUUAACCCGAGGUACCACUGUACAGGCAAACCAUUGUCUCUGUAACAUGAGCCCUGUAAGACGUGGCCCUUGCUUCUACCUAGCUCAUUUUCACCUGGCCUGAGAGGCGGGGCCCUGAUUUACACUGCCUACAAAGGCUGCUCCUGUGUCACUCAGCUUAGUGUGCAUGCAUGUGUGUGUUGGGAUCUUGCUUUCAGGGAAACUUUAGAGAAAGAGGAGUUUCUGCUAGAGGAUGCCCCAGGUGGGAGCAAAGAGGCAAGCUUGUCCACGCGAAAGGCAGCCCGCUUAGCCAUUGUUUGUGAGUGUCUCCAAGCUUCAUGAGUGGCUCUGCGGAUUGAAAAUGUGAGCAUGUUUUCUGCUGCUCUUAGGCUGAUUGAGAUCAAUAAGCCUCCAGCUCUUUCCGCUGCCUUACUGUAAUUCUGUUGCUGUGAUAGACUUUGGACUGAAUUGUUAGGAUCAAAUGGCUGCAUCUUUCUAUCUGUAUGUAUCUCCCGCCGCUGAUACCUUUGCAAGUUAGGGUGGAUUUGUGUGUGUGCAUGAUUGGGACACGAAGCUGUUUUCUACCUUUGGUUCAUCUCACUCAGUAUUGUCUACACUGACCGGCAGAAGCUCUGCUGGGCUUCAGAAGGAUGUUCGGGAUUGAAACAGGGACUUUCUCUAUGCAAUGCAGAUGCUUCACCAAUGAGCUACCCUAUGGCAUUCCUUUCAUCAGAGUUAGGGAUAUUUUGCUUGCAGUGUUUCGUCAGCUUGCAACUUCUGCAUUGUGUAGUGAUAGUUAUAGGCAAAUGUUGUCGUUUCCAUUGUAUCUCUGCACUGAUUAUUUGUUUGCUGUUCUUAUGAUCCCCUUUCAGCAUAAUUUGGAAAAGUGGCAUGCAAAUCUAGUUGGUGAUGCUGAUGACACUGGGAUGAUAAAGGCUGGUCUUUUUUACAAGACCGUUGGGUUGUAUUCAAUGAAAUCUUUCCACAAACACAAUGGAACUUCCUCUUCUUCCUCCUUUCCCUGCCACCGCCUAAAAAUCCUCUCCAGAGGGUCAGGGGAUCCCCCAGAGUGGAUUUAGCAGGGCGCAGAAGGAAGCCAAAGCUCCCUUGCACCCGGCAGAAGUCAUUCUUGUCUGUGUGGUAAUUUAGUUGCAUGCAACCCAAUGUGAAGAUAGCUGCGGUAAUGACUUUGGAGUCUAAAAAUAAGUGCAAUGAAAUUAUAUAGGUUCCCAUUGACCUGUGUGCCAGAAGAGCGAAGUAAUGCAUACAGAACCUGAUCCGAGCUGGCCCCUCUCCUAUUUUGCCAACCAUCUUGUUCAUCGAGUGCCUGGACAAUUGUCUAUUCAGAUCUCGCCACCGCGCUUGCUUUUUAGCAGGUCUCCCCUGCCUGCUUUCAUGCCAUGCCUGGCGACGGUGCCAAAGGAGACACAAGAGACUUGGCAAAAGGGCAACUCGGCAGCCUUCCCCCCGUUGCCAGACAAACAUCCCACCAACCGCACAUGCUGGGGAUUCUGUUCCUCUGGCUGCUGAGGCUCAAAACAUAAGAGCCUUCCAGCAGUAAAUAAAGGAGGGAAGAGAAACGGCUUAUGCAUGGGAGACAUCUGAGAAUGCCAUGUUAACGUCUUUGGAAGAAAUUGCUGCUGCUGCCUUUUAAAUCCCCCAGAGGGGUUGUGAAGGGAAUGAUUUUAAGCAAGACCAAAAGGGAGGGGAUCAAAAGAGCAAGUCAGAUGGUGUGUGUUUGUGUGUGUGUGUGUGUGUGUGUGUGUGUGUGUGUGUGUCUGAUUAGGAACUGGAGAUGGAGCAGCAGGUCAGGGCCACUCUAUUAUUCCCUAAAGCAAUUGUGCAUGUGUGUGUGUGUGUGUACAGUCAUACCUCGGGUUACAGACGCGUCAGGUUGCAUUUUUUUGGGUUAUGGACCCACCGAAACCCAGAAGUAUCGGAACGGGUUACUUCUGGGUUUCGGCGGUCACACAUGUGCAGAAGCGCUAAAUCGCGCUUUGCGCAGAAGUGCCGAAUCGCAACAUGCGCAUGCGCAGACGUGGGUUGCAAACACUGCGGGUUGCGAAUGUGCAUCCCGCACAGAUCAUGUUUACAACCCGAGUGUCCACUGUAUAUGUACAUGUAUAUGUAUAUGUAUAUGUAUAUGUAUAUAUGUAUAUAUACAGUGUGUGUGUGUGUGUGUGUAUAGAUAGUUCUCCAAUAUGGAUACUGACUGAUACACAAAUCUCCACUUAAGAGGGCUUCUAUAAAGAGUAAUGUCUUCAGCAGAUGCUGAAAAUACAAUGAAGAUGGUGUCUUUCUGAUGGAGAAAGUAUACAUUUCCUGUAGGGGUGUUUUACCCUGAACACAUGAAUUUCUGUUUCCUUAAACUCCAGUUCUUUGUAUGUCACUGCUGUGUGAGGCUUGUUGGGUUGCAUCCAAUUAAUGAUGGCUACCAUCUUUAUUAUCAUUAUUAUUUUAUUUUAUUGGUACCCCACCCAUCUGACUGGGUUGCCUCAGCCACCCUGAGCUGCUCCCUCCAAAAUAUCAAAAACACAAUAAAACAUAAACCAAUAAAAAACCUUCCCUGUACAGGGCUGCCAGCAGAUGUCUUCUAAAAGUGUGUAGCUAUUUAUCUACUUGACCUCUGUUGGGAGGGUGUUCCACAGGGAGAGCACCACUGCCAAGAAGGCCCUCUGCCUUAUUUAUUUCUUUAUCACAGUUGCUUUAUCUUCUAAGGAUCUCAAGGUAGUCUACAUGGCAUUCUCCCCAUGUCAUCUUCACAACAACCCUGUGAGGUAGGUUAGGUUAAGUGAUGGUGACUGGCUCAAGGUCACCCAGAGAGCUUCCCGGCUGACUUGAGAGGGAUUCGAAUUCUGCUCUCCCUGCCCUUAGUCCAACACUCCAAGCCAUUACGCCACACUUUACGAAUUCAUGUCCUGCUGGACUUGAUGGGCCAUUAACCUCAUCUAUCAGGCUCACCUUAUGUUCUUACAGCACUCAGUCAUGUCCAUUAGUUUCAGUGGGUCUACUCUAAGCAGAAUUAGCUUUGGAUUCAACCCAUUGCCACAGGAUGGGCAGCCGGAGGUGAUAACCAGGUUAGACAGCAUUGUCAAAAAAUUAAAAACAGGGCUAUUUAAACUUUUUAUAUGGCUUUUUAUGGUACAGUUUUAUAUUGCAAACUGCUCUCUUUUUCCAAAUGCAUAGCGGUAUAAUAGAGAACACAUUGUGAGUCAUGACACCAAGUGGAAUGUCUGUGUUCUGCCUUGUUUAGCCUUGCUGGUUAGCCCAGUUGGUUAGAGCAUGGUGCUGAUGACGCCAAGCUUCACGGGUUUGAUCCCCAUAUGGGUACAAAUUCCUGCAGGUGGGACGCGGGUGGAGCUGUGGUCUAAACCACAGAGCCUAGGACUUGCCGAUCAGAAGGUCGGCGGUUCGAAUCCCGCGACAGGGUGAGCUCCCAUUGCUCUGCCCCAGCUCCAACCUAGCAAUUCGAAAGCACGCCAGUGUAAGUAGAUAAAUAGGUACCGCUGCGGCGGGAAGAUCAUUGUGCCUGAAGUGGUUUAGUCCUGUUGGCCACAUGACCCAGAAAGCUGUCCGUGGACAGAUGCUGGCUCCCUUGGCCUGAAAGUGAGAUGAGCACCGCACGCCCAUAGUAGCCUUUGACUGGACUUCACCUUUAUCUUUUUUACCUUGCACAUUCCUGCAUUGUAGGGGGUUGGACUAGAUCAGGGGCGUCCAACUCCCAAUAGACUGUGAUCUACUCACAGUAUAAAAAAAACUGGCAGUGAUCUACCCAAAGUUGUGGAGCUCUUUUUUAGGAAGCCAAAGUUGGGUUUUUUUGCUAUUUUGUAAGGAGAUUACUGAAGGGCCAGAGAUCAACCAGGUGUCGACAUGCAGAGGGCCGGGAGGCCAGCUGGCUAGCCCUGGCUAGGCCGUCUCCUUCCAGCCGUCCCACUGCAAAGACCAUCAGCCUCUGCUCUGACGUAAAUCAGCAACCCGGGCUUCAGAGCCAGGGCACACUAUCAGCAGAGCGAACUGUGCACACAGAAUAGGCGUGAGGCUUGUGGAAGCAUACUACAACUACAGAUUGGUUAAUCAUAAAUCAGGACAAAGAAACAUGUCGUCUCUCUCACAUUCUCAGAGAGAACGGGAAAAGCAAAAGCUAUACACAACGGACAUUCCCAGCAAACUGUGCAGGAAUGUAAACAGACAUGUGACACGCAACAGUUCCGCACGUCUGCUCCUUAAGGUGGAAUGGAAAUCUCAACACCAGGAUCUACCAGGAACACCCCACGAUCUACCAGUAGAUCGCGAUCUACCUGUUGGACAUGCCUGGACUAGGUGACCCAUGGGGUCCCUUCCAACUGUAGGAUUCUAUCAUUCUAAAUGAGAGGGGCAGUGUACCUUAGGAUACGAGGUGAUGGAGAUGAAAACCAGGAGAGAGCUAUUGCCUUCUGUGCCCUUCCGCUUGUGGGUCUCCUCAACGUGUUUGGUUCUGCCACUUUGUGAAUCAGGAUGGUGGGCUAGAGAUAAAUCUUCAGUGUGCUCUGGGCCUUGUUUGGGUUGGCAGCGCUGUGCCAGCCUCCAGAGAUCAGAGUGGAGGCUGUGCCUUUCCCCUCCUCUGGCUUCACGACAUAGCAAUUGUUACACAACUCAGCUGCACCAUCUUGGCUGCAGGUGGAGGGGGGAGUGUGUAGUAUUAGGAUCAGGUUGCAUUGGAGGGCUAGCAGUUGUGACCAUCAACCACUGUCAAAACCCCUGAGACAAGUCCCAUUGCCUGCCAAGGUUAUAAGGUAGCUGGAACUAAGCCAAUUCCUUAUUAAGGUGCAAGGGAAAGUCCCCAAAACCUGAGCUCUGAAAUUUGAGCACCAGGACUGUGAGCAGGCCACGAUUCUGUGGCAGCACAGAAAAUACACGUACGAGUCUGUGUGCCAAACAGCAGUGCCAAAUUCUUUUCCGAUGAAAGAUGACCCAUCUAAGUUCUGCUAAACGUGCAUGCUAGGGUUUUAACUUCUUGACUUUUUAAAAAAAAAUGAUUUCCUGAAUCAUAAAGGGAUGAACCGUCACUUAGAAACACUGAAAAAAGGAACUAAUUCUUCUCAGUUGUGUAAAAGGUCACCCCGAAAUGAAAAGUUGCAAUCACCGCAUAUGUGACAUUACUCCUCAUGAGUAUUAGCACUUUAAAAAACUUUAUGGAACUUUUAAGAACUUUAUAUAGUGCCUGGAGCGUCCUAAAGCUGUUUAGAAUGUUCUAGUAGAAUCCAAAAAUUUGUCUAUAUAGAAAGCCUUGUGGGCACACAACUAAACUUCUUAAAUUUUAAUACUUUUUUCAGUGGCAAUAUACAAUAUCACACAAGAACCUCGAUUUAUUCUAAGCAAUAAGAAGUGAUGUACAAUGUACAAAAUACUGAUUUUGUACAAUGUACAAAACAAUGUACAAAACUAUGUACAAGUAUCAGAAAAUUUGCAAGCUCCAUUUUUCCUGUACAUGGUAUGCAUAUGCCCAGCGUUUUUUCCAAGGGGUACUCAGUACUGACAUCUCUUUUAAGGGUUUUUUAAAAAAUGUGGCACUUACUGCAACAAUGUUGAGUACCAGCACCUAUUUUUCUAGAAAAAAAGCACUACAUAUUACAAAUUACAUUAUACAGUUACAUAUACAAAAAUAGAGUUAUUGAUUUCGGGGUGACCUAUUUUCAAGAGAUUUGAAAAUGGCAGUUCAUUUCUUUGUUUUUUUGGCAAACGUUCAUCUAACUAAGCUACAGGAACAUAAGGUUGUAAAAAAAGUUGCACACAACCUGUGAAUUUACUUUGCUUCUUCUCUCCAUAGGAAAUCUUAUUUAGAUCUCCCUUCUACAGGUGCCUUCUGAAAUUUCACCAGGCCUAUAGAUUUCGAAGGUUAUUUUCAUAGUCAACAGAGACUAGAUACUUGCUCCUGAUACAUGUUUUGAUCUUUGCAUGCAGUGCUAAAUUCCCUGCUCUCCACCCCUGCAGAUCUACGAAGACCCCCAGUCUGCGCCCACAUCACCUCUGCUGCAGAACCACAUAUUCACCGGAGAAUAGAGCGAAAUUGGAGAGCGGCUUUGGCAAAAACAAGGGGAAGAAGCGGUGACCUGCUGUGGCAGGAGAAAAUCCAUCAACAGUGCGCCCAGUGUUCGGAAAAGCAGCCAAGUGAAAGAGGCUGGCAAGGUAAAUGGGACCCUUUGUGUUCUCACAAUGCCGAGUUGGAUGCAGGUUCGGCAAGCGAGCCUCCGUUCUGGAAUCUGCCAUGUGGAAAGGGAAGGAGGGGCAAAGAGCUGUUGAACGUUAAAGGAGCAGUCCUUCCCCGGGCAGAGAUUGCAAAAUGGCCAAAAGGAAAGUAGCAAAGAAGAAGAGUUUAGCUUUAGCAAAACAACCUCUCCAAAUCCAGUCCACUUCUGCCGCUUCUACCUCCAGAGCUCAGUCCGCCCCCUUCCUAGGACCCAUUGCUUCAAAAUUGGGGGCAGGGGUGGGGGAAACUGAUUUGAGGAGAAUUCACCAUCUAUCUUACUCAAGUGGUGCCUGCAACAAAAUGUUGGAGCAUGAAGUCAUUCUCCUGUUCAGGAUUCUAGCUAGCCACAUUGCCCUUUCCCAGAGCCAUCAAUCUCAUUUUUUUGUCCACACACAAACACAAGUCAGUAUCCUGUGACCACUUCAGACUCCCUGGAGGCCUCUGUAGGGGAGACAGGAUGGUGGACCAGCCUGCUGGCUGGGGCUGGUGGGAGCUGGAGGGCACCAGGUUGGGGAAGCCUGAGCCAGAUGAGCCUUUGGGGGGUUAUAUCCAAUACUAGUUGCACUUAGCAUUGAAAGAAGUGGCCAUGAUUAACUUGGAACCCGUUAGUUUGAAUGGGUCUACUUGUGAGUAGAACUUAGUUGGAUGCAGCCUUUGGUUUGAUCCAACAGGGCUCUCCUUACUUUCUUAGCUUUCCCUGUAGCCACUAGCAUAGUUCCUGAUCCCAGGGAUCCUUAAGUCAUUUUUCUUCAACAUUAUACAGUGUGUCUGUUGUCAACUGGCUCCCAUAUAGGAAGAAUUUUCUGUGGUAGCUCCCCGAUUGUGGAAUGCCCUCCCCAGAGAGGCUUUCCUGGCACCGUCACUGCAUUUAAGUGCCAGGCAAAAGCAUUCCUCUUUACCCAGGCCUAUGGCUAUUAAAUAAUCUAUGGUCUGUGUAAGGACUGUUAGGAUGAAGAUUUUGUUAUUAGGCUGUGUGUCAUUAUGUUUUUUAUUAUGUUUUUAUCAUUGAUGUUCUGUAAUGUGUUUUUAUAAUGUUGUACAACACAUUGGGAUCUUUUGAGAAAGGUUGGAAUACAAAUUUUAUUAUUAGUAUUAUUAUUAUUAAUACACAAUGAGACAUAUAAAAUUUAGCACCCAACGAGAUUUCCCUUUCUGCUGUGCACGUCUCUCACUUGGACUUGAGCUUCCCAUUUGGGGGAAUGGUAUUCCAUGCUAGCCCUACUCAGAGCAGAACCAUUGAAGUUAAUGGACACGGCUAACUUAUGGUCAUUAAUUUCGGCGAGUCUCCUGAUGAGUAGGACUCAGUUGCAGGCAGCCUUUUCUCCAGUGCUCCUGCAAACAUUCAUCAACACAUUUUUUUAAAAAAAAUAAAUCCUUGUGUGCGGCAUUUCAAUUAAAGUCUUUCUCUGCUAAUCUGUGCCUGUAUGAACACAAGGUCCUUGGAAAUCUUUGACUGGGCUGGUGUGUGUGGGGAGGGGCAGGGACUUUUCCUGUCAAAACAGAGAUGGCACACUUUACCUUCAUGCUUUGAAAGAAAACAAAAAUUGGCAUCUAUCACAGCAGGCAAAAGGACCCAUUUUUUAUAUAUGCCUUUUAAUGUCCACACAUUUUCCUUUCCCUGAGAUCCCUCACCAACAACAAAGUUAUCGCCAUCUACCUAAUUCAGCAUUAACAUUUUUAAUAUGCUUUGGGAUUCGCAGCCAGGAAGCCACACUGGGGGCUUUGUGAUGUGCAAAUCCCCUUUGAAUGUGACUCUCAAAUGUAUUUCCCCAUUUCCGAUAAUGCCAUGCCUACUGCUUCUCUAAUGUAUGCUAAUCUGGUUUCUUUAGAAUACCUCCCACGUGGUGAGCAAAAAUCGUAGUAGCAGGGGGAUCAGCGAGUGGCAGCCUUAGGGAAAUGAUCUUCCCACCCACCCAGUAAAAUCUUUGCAGAAUUAAAUCAUGAGAGAGCCCCUCCUUCCUAUGGUACCCCAAAUACACACACCAAAUAUGUGUGCAUACCAAAAUUUUAUUUAUAUAUAUAUAUAUAUUGAUUCAAUUAUGUGUGCAGUGCAGAAAUGGGACAGAGAGUCUUUUGUUCUCCCUCUUUCAAAAUGCUGAAAUUUGGGGCCAUUCAAAUAUCACGUUUCCGUGCGCUAAUCUGGUUCUCCAGAAACAGCUUAGUCAUGCUGGCCACAUGACCCAGAAGCUGUCUGCGGACAAACGCUGGCUCCCUCGGCCUAUAGAGCGAGAUGAGCACCACAACCCCAGAGUCGGCGGCGACUGGACCUAACGGUCAGGGGUGAAGGUAAAGGGACCCCUGACCAUUAGGUCCAGUCGCGGAUGACUCUGGGGUUGCGGCACUCAUCUCGCUUUAUUGGCUGAGGGAGCCGGCGUACAGCUUCCGGGUCAUGUGGCCAGCAUGACUAAGCCGCUUCUGGCGAAACCAGAGCAGCGAAUGGAAACGCCGUUUGCCUUCCCGCCGGAGCACUUUGACAUGCUUUCGAACUGCUAGGUUGGCAGGAGCAGGGACCGAGCAACGGGAGCUCACCCCGUCGCGGGGAUUCAAACCGCUGACCUUCUGAUCGGCAAGUCCUAGGCUCUGUGGUUUAGACCACAGUGCCACCCAUGUCUCUAACGGUCAGGGGUACCUUUACCUAAAUACCAUUGAUAGGCUGUCGGUCCAGAACAGGACAUCAUAAUAUGUGGUGGGAAUAAUUUAGGGCUGGUGUGGGGAACCUGUGAUGCUUUGGGAGUUGGCAAACGACAGCUACCACCACCAUCUCUGGCCAGCCAAUGUAGGCAUAGUUGAGCUAGAUCAUGGGUAGGCAAACUAAGGUCUGUGGGCCGGAUCUGGCCCAAUCGCCUUCUAAAUCCAACCCGCAGAUGGUCUGGGAAUCACUGUGUUUUUACAUGAGUAGAACGUGUGCUUUUAUUUAAAAUGCAUCUCUGGGUUAUUUGUGGGGCAUAGGAAUUCGUUCAUAUUUUUUUCUUUCCAAAAUAUAGUCCAGUCCCCCACAAGGUCUGUGGGAUAAUGGAGCGGCCCCUUGCUGAAAAAGUUUGCAGACCCCUGAGCUAGAUUGACCAAUAAGUGUGAUUCAGCAUAAGGCAUCUUGCUAUGUUCCUGUUUUCUGGGGUAUUUCGUUUAUUUCUUCCCCGCCCCCUCCUAAGGAUUAGGUUGUAACUCUUGUCCCAGUUUAGCAGCAUAAUAUUUCGGUUUCCAAGUAGCGAGCUGUUGGAGAGCUUUUCAGUGGAACUUUAGAGCACAAGAGGGCAAGGAAAGGGUUAGAGAACCCAAUAAAUACGAGGAGAGAUCAGAUAAGAGUCUCUUGUAACAAAAGAGGAGAUGGAGAGGAGUAAAACAAGCUAGCUGGAAGCUUAGAUAAGCACUUUCUGUCUCUGAUGCUCUGCUUACAUAACAUCCAGCGCUUCCUUGCAUCUUUGGCCUCUGCCUCACUCAGUUAUCUGUCCCAUAACUGAUGGGCAACUUGAGUUUGGAAGUUAAUAACAAGCUCGCUUGGAAGAAGCAUGUGUGUCCCUAGAUUUGGUCUGCAGAAGUACGGCUCGGGAGAUUAAGCACAGCAUAUCUGGAAAGGGCAGGUUGGAGAUGUGGGUUCGGAUCGUGACAUCUUCUGUUGGGUUGAAAUAAACGACAGACGAGUGACAAGUGUCAUAUGGGAGGCAUCUACCGAGCAUGUCUCGGCGAGUCCCUUUUAUUGAAUAUUACAGCAUUGCCACAUAUGUGCUUGUUGCUGAUUGGUUAACACAAAUACAAUGCAAGGGCAUUAAUCAUCAAUAGAUUAAAGGUUGGGAAAGGGAACACAUGGUUAGACAGGUGUGAAAACUUCCUUAUUAAACUAUUACUAGUGAUUGAUAUUGCAUGACUUAAAAGAACAUAACAAUCGCAUUCCGUAGAUGUGGUCAACAAUGCGUUAAGAACAGGUCAGGGUAUGAUGUUUCAUGAACUCAAUGUGAACUGAACAUUCUAGUAGAACUUCCCAUCAAUCUUCUGCACUUCGGUGGUAGAUGGGACUGUUUACGAAAAAGGAUAGGGGGAACUGCCUUAUUUUCAUGCACAUCUUUCCCCAGCAUCUCCAUUUAAAACUGUAUUUUUUUAUUAUUAUUUAAAAAAAGCAAUUUUAUUGAAGGUUUUUAACAUAUUAAGUCCUAAAAUCCAAACACAUUUAUAAAAAGCAAUAUAUCCUAAAAGAAUAAUAAUAAUAAAGGAAAAGAAAAUAUAAAAUAGAAUACAGUGGUACCUCGGGUUACAUACACUUCAGGUUACAGACGCUUCAGGUUACAGACUCUGCUAACCCAGAAAUAGUACCUCGGGUUAAGAACUUUGCUUCAGGAUGAGAACAGAAAUUGUGCUCCGGCAGUGCAGCGACAGCGGGAGGCCCCAUUAGCUAAAGUGGUGCUUCAGGUUAAGAACAGUUUCAGGUGAAGAACGGACCUCCGGAAGGAAUUAAGUACUUAACCUGGGGUACCACUGUACUACAAAACACAAGUAUAUAUAUAUAAAGAAAAAGAACAGAUAAGAAAUAACUAAAAAAAAGAUAAAGAAACCCUUUAUCUCAUUUACAUCAUAUACAGUGCUAUCUUGGUUCUCAAACUUAAUCCGUUCCGGAAGUCCGUUCCAAAACCAAAGCAUUCCAAAACCAAGGCACACUUUCCCAUAGAAAGGAAUGCAAAAUGGAUUAAUCCGUUCCAGACUUUUAAAAGCAACCCCUAAAACAGCAAUUUAACAUGAUUUUUACUGUCUAACGAGACCAUUCAUCCAUGAAAUGAAAGCAAUUAACAGUGUACUGCAGUCACACAGUCAAACAGUCAGUAGCUGAACUGGGUUCUACACAGUCACACACAAAAAGAGCCACAAAACCGCAAAAUAAAUAGCAAAAACAGACAGACCUCAGCAUAACACUCAAAACGGAAGUGUGGCACUCAAAAUGGAAGCGUGGCACUCAAAACAGAGCACAUUCGGCUUCUGAAAAAAGUUCGCAAACCAGAACACUUCCGGAUUUGCAGUGUUGGGGUUCCAAGUUGUUUGAGUACCAAGGUGUUUGAGAACUAAGGUACCACUGUAAUAUAAAAGAAUAGAAAAAUAGCUAAACAUGAUCUGUAAUAACAGUUAUUCAAGAUGUCUAACACACUCCAGAGUAGUUUCUACCCCUCUGCAGGAUGUAACUUUCCCCAAAUUUCCCUCCAAGCCCGACCUUUAACUUUUCGUCAGUUGGAAAGCUGAGUUUUCAAGUAGCAAGGAAAUGUCUCUGCCCCAGACCUUUGGGAAGGACGGUAGCUCAGUGGGAGCGCAUCUGUGCCUUGAAAGCAGAAGCUCCUGAGUUCACUCCUCAGCACCUCCUGGCAGGAUUGGGAGAGACUCCCUGCAAGAAACCCUGGAGAGCUUCUUCCAGUCAGUGUAGACAGCACUGAGUUCAAUGAGCAAGUGGUCUGAUUAUAUAUAAGGCAGUUUCCUGUGAUCCUACGUUUGACCUCCAACAGCCAUUCCUGCUGCCAGGCCUAAGCAGACCAGCUUAGUAGGUGUACAUGGCACACACUGGACCAGAUUAGUCUCUUUUCCCCCUGCUGUUCCGAAUGUGAGAGCAUCCAAAGUCCUUUUGCUGCCAAGGCGCUGUGCCCGCCGAAUGGGUGUACGCAGCAGGCUGCCAAAUGUGAAGCUUCUCCCAGGGCUUGUGCUAAUGCGUUGGCUUUGUCCUUUUAUCUCAUGGGUGCAAGGGAGACGGAGGAACAGAUGACACGCAGCAUUAGGGCUGGCUUAGUAGAUAUCGGCAGCCUGGCGUGCAGAUGGCCUUCCGUCAAAGUUGGGCCAACACGCCCUGCAGGAAAGUGGUGUUUUUAAAAAAACAACAUUAAUGCCCCAAAUCGGAGCAAAGACUCAGCUGGCGAGGUUUGCUCUGGAGGUCUUUGGUUAAUUGCCAGGUGUUAGUAGGUUUUCUCUUGUGCCAACCCAGGCUGGCACUGCAUGAAAAUGGAAGUGAAGAGCUGGAAAGGAUAAAGGAGUCAAGGUGGGUGACGCCCAGUUCAUGGACCAAACAGAUGCCAAAGUCACUUCUGUGUGGCUUUUUCGCCCUCUCAACAUAAUUGGCUGGUUUCCCGAGGGCUGAUUGCAACGAGAUUUCCCCCAUUGUGUGUUAGGAAGGAGGCGCCUUCUUGUGAAAGAAGCUUGAAGCUGUGGGACUGGCAAAAAGAGGCAUCAUUUAGAUAUAAGAACCAGGAUCAGGCCAAAGGCCCAUCUGGUCUGGGAGUCUCACAGUGGCCAGCCGGAAACCUUUGGGAACCCCAUAGGCAAAACCCAGAGUACAACAACCGUCUCUCCAAUUGGAAUUCCCCGCACAAUACGGGGGCACAACGCCUCCAACACUGAGGUCAAACGUAGCCACUUGGAGCCAUUUCCCCUGUGUUAAAUGCCACACGUGUUUAUGUCUCUAAGAAGCUAUAACCUCCAGCCAUCUCCAUCAAGUGACUGUAGCAGUGUUCAAAAUUCAAAAGUGAAGGUGCCAAGAUGGCGCCUGACAUUGCCACCAUCUGGAGGUGCGUGCCUAGGGAUCAUUGGAUCUUGACUAUUUUCACACACUGAUACCAUAUCCUGCAGAAUUCUCUCCGUUAUAUUUUAUCUGCACAAUCGAACUGAAUUUCAGGAACCAGGAUGCUCUUUCUGUGCAGCUUGAGCAGGAACGAUGAACAACAUUAUAGUUAAUUGAUUUAGCUUGUCUUCAUUUGCCCUACCCAGCUGCCCUGCUCACAGUCGUGAAGAAUAUUCCUAAGUUAUGAAUGGCUUGUGUCACCAUUAAGCAAAAGAGGUUGGAAUAGGCCAUUAUAUAUGUGGACAGACCCUGGAUCAAGUGAUGUUUCUUCUUGAAGUUUUCAAAGCUCUUCACCUACCUCAAGGUUGUCCUCUGAACUAGCCAGAUGUUUAACUGAGGAUCAAUCACAGUCAGCCCAUCAUUUGAAAAAUGAGAAUUUAGAGCUGUCUUGCCCCAAAUGGCAACUGUUUUGGCAACUGUAACCUUGGUUUAAGGAGCCAUUCAGUGCCCAGCUUAUAUAUCUAAGUUUAUAACACUGGACUGUAGCCCCAAACAUUGAAAUGGGCCUGUGGGGGAAGGAUAUGUCAAUCCCUUUCCUUGCAGUUAACGUAAGAAGAUAAGGAAUAUUCUUCUGGAUCAGGCCAAAGGCCCAGCUGUUCUGGGAUCCUGACCAGAUGUUCCUAGGAAGCUCACAAGCAGAACCUCAGCACAACAGCCUUCGCGCCGCCUACAAUUCCUAGCAGAGUGGAAGUUGAACCUAGGCAUCUUGGUUGGUGGCCUUAUCAUCCAAGAAUGUGUCUAAUUCCCCUCUAAAGACAUUCCCGGUUGGCAGCCGCCACUACUUCCUGAGGAAAGUGAAUUCCAUAGAUACGUGAAACUGCUUGAGACAGAGUCGGACAACUGGUCCAUUUUGCCUGGUAUUGCCUAGAUGCCCUGAUUGGCAACCCAGAAGAUAGACAGACUCAUGCAGAGAUGUUGCUGUACGUAUAGGGGGCCCCAAGCCUCGAUUGCCUGCUGCAAACUGGUUUCGUUUACAGAUAAAACUGCGAAAGAGAAGGGGGCGGUUUUGCUGCUGUGUCCUGAGGGUGCAGAAUGUCUGCUUUCCAUUUAAAUUUCUCCAGAAUCCUUCUCGGAGCGUUAGAGGGAAGAGAGGGUGGCCAUUUAUUUCAUCUGACAGCAACAGACCCGCUGAGCUCAUGAAGAAUAAGGGCAUGCCAGCUCUCCCAUGUUCGGCUUAAAUUACCGGCGGGAAAAGAGCCUUUUAUCCAGCUAGCUGGUCUAAGCCUGUUACGAGGAGCCUGUACACUGAUAAGAUGCGAUAACCAUUGAUUUACUCAAACGGUUAACAUCUCGGAUGCUCAGCGCAUAAUUCUAAAAGCCUUUCAAUCCUCUUCAUUGUGAUGAAUGAGGCUCUGCCAGUUCCUGGCCCCGAUACGUUGUUCCAGGUCAAAACCAACAGCAGAAAAGACUUGCCAGGGAAUUUAUUUUUAUUCUGGAGCAGGAGAAGCAAAACGGAGUUGGCUCCGAGGUACCGCUUAGCACGGCUGUUUUUCACGUUGUUUACCAGGAGACAUGGGGGGGGGGUCCCCUCCAUCUGUCAGGCAGCAAACAUAUAAGUGAAAAAUCAGUUAGAUACACCUGUAAAAAAUAUUUGGAUAUAUUAUUGUUAUUGUUAUUAUACCACCCUUCAUCAUAGGGCAGUUUACAGUAUAAAAAUACAUAACAUAAUAGCAAACAAAACAAGAGCUCAUCCAUCCUAUGCACAGUUUAAAAGGCCUUAGAUUGUUUAAACAGCCAAAGGUUUGGGAGAAGAGGAACUAAUAAUAAUAAUAAUAAUAAUAAUAAUAAUAAUAAUUUAUUUAUUUAUACCCCACCCAUCUGGCUGGGUUUCCCCAGCCACUCUGGGCAGCUUCCAAUAAAGUAUUUAAAUGUAGUAGUCUGUUAAACAUUAAAAGCUGGCGCAUAAAGAUAUGUAAUGAAGGUGCUAGAGAGUCUUAUCUGGGGAGAGCAUCACAUAAACAUGGAGGCCCGUUCUUGUGCUGUCACCCUCUGGACCUCUCGUAGAGAAGGCACACCAAGAAGGGCCUCAGAUGAUGAUCCUUGAGGUACUGUGGGGUGUCCUUGAUUUAAAAAAUCAUUUUCUGCCCUUUAUAGCCCAGCUUUCUUCCGACAUGGAACCCAGGGCAGGGUACAUGUAGUUCCCAAGUGUCAUGCGUCCAGGCUUUGACCAGGCCAAGAUGUGCUAAGCCACAUUGGGGUGGGGGGGUGGCCACAUGCGUCUUAAGAGCAUAAUCUGGGGCCACAGAAGCUAGUGAAUCCCUAGUCUCUUUGUUGUUGUUGUUUAGUUGUUUAGUCGUGACCCCAUGGACCAGAGCACGCCAGGAGGCACUCCUGUCUUCCACUGCCUCCCGCAGUUUGGUCAAACUCAUGCUGGUAGCUUCGAGAACACUGUCCAACCAUCUCAUCCUCUGUCGUCUCCUUCUCCUUUUGCCCUCUAUCUUUCCCAACAUCAGGGUAUUUUCCAGGGAGUCUUCUCAUGAGAUGGCCAAAGUAUUGGAGCCUCAGCUUCAGGAUCUAUCCUUCCAGUGAGCACCCUAGUCUCUUAUUGCAGCCUAAUUAAAGGAAGGAGUUUCUGAAGCAAAGGACAAAAGCGUCCGGUCGGAUUUUGUUUUAAUAGGAAUGAACUUACGGGACAGGAUUCAUGCCUUGAUAUGUAUCGGCAGUGUUGUGCGUGGCUCCUUUCAUGUCAGCAGAAGACCCUUCCGCAUCUUACGACACUUAGGUAAAGUGCCAGCCUACGCCAAACCUUCCAGCCACCAAAUCUGGCAAAAUUAUGGGACUUUUAGAAAGUAACAAGUUAGACCUCUGGAAGAUGAUCUGGACCGUGCAUGACAAUGGGAGAAUGGAAGAGAUAGGAGAGGAAGCAGACUUACUCCAAGCGCCUUUUCUGCAGGGAGAAAACAAAGGCUGGACCACACAAUUGCAGCUGUGUGACUGGGGGCGAUGGGUGUUUGUAUGCGUAGGGGGCAGGUCUGCCUCUUGUCUUCUCUCCUGUCAAAGGAAAGACUUGGGAGGAAGCAGAGUAUCCGGGAGGGGCCAAGGAACUCAGCUGUUGCAAACAAAAUUCUUCAUUGGUUUUAAUUAAGCUGUCAACUUGAAAAUAACUGCGUUGCCAAGCAACAUGCUGACCAUUGUCUUCCGUUGACGCAAAGGCACAGAAAAUGAACUGCAGGCGUCAUGUUAAGACUGCGUACUGACAACCCUUCGAGGAAGACACCAAGUUUCGUAACCUGCACGCGACUUUUUGUUAUUAUCUAGGAAAUCUUUUAAGCAGGGCCUCAAGAUGAACAAAAUGUUACUGUUAGUGUCAGAUGCCAAAGUUUCUUUCCCUUCUCCUUCUGUUCAAUUUUAGAUUUCCUUUUUGCAAAUAUAUCUUAAAAAUAAAAAACCCACAACUUUAAGAUCCUUACUAGAGCAGGCCAGAGUCUCAUCAAGUGCAGGAUCCUGUUCCCACAGCUGCCAGACUAGCUCAGAUAGCUGCGCUGGUUAUACUGUGGUGCUCACAAUGCCAAGGUUGCAGGUUUGAUCCUGAUAAGGGACAGCUGCAUGUUCCUCCAUUGCAGGGGGUUGGACUAGAUGAUCCUCAGCAUAGCUGUCAAGUGUCCCUUAUUUGAAGGGACAGUCCCUUAUUCCAGCGCCAUGUCCCACUGCUGUCCCUUAUUGAUGGAUGUCCCUUAAAUGUCCCUUAAAUUUCAAAGGAAGCAGCUCCUCUCCCUCCCUCCCUGCUGGCCAGGGAGGAGGGAGACUCCAACUGUGUUGCUUGGCUGUGUUGCUCACCCAAUAAGAAGUCUAAGAACGACUGGGGGUUGGAGCAUGCAUGCCUUGUGUGUGGCUAGUUAAUGCAAGCUGAGGGGUUUUUUGAAUGCUGGAUGCCAUUUUGUUGCACGUGCUGCUGCAAAUUUUGCAGUGCAAAGCCAGGCCGGGGAGCCAUCUUAAGUUGAGGCUGCAUAGGCCUUGUGGUGCAUGUGAUUCAGAUUCUAUUCAGUUGAACCUCUGGUUACAAAGUUGGUUGGACAGUGUUCUCAAAGCUACUAGCAUGAGUUUGACCAGACUGCAGGAGGACAGGAAGACUGGAGUGUCUGGAACAGGUGAGGCUGCAGGUCCCUUAUUUUGGCUGCUGAUCCCUUAUUUUCAAGGCUGCUGGUCCCUUAUUUUCAAAUCUGUAAGUUGACAGCUAUGAUCCUCAGGGUCCCUUCCAACUCCAUGUUUCUAUGAGAUUCCUAUGGGAAGCCUGAAAAACCAGGACCCGAGUGCUGCAGCAGCACUCUCCAUGCUUGCAAUUCCAGAAACUGAUAUUCAGAAGCAUAUUGCCUCCAACGUAGGCCUGGUAGCCAUUGAGAGCGUUUAUCAUCCAUAAAUCUGUUUCACCCUCUUUCAAAGCUUUUCAUGUAGGUGGCAACUACGACCUCUUGUGGGAGCAAAUUCCCUCAUUUAACUAUGCAGUAUGUACCAUAUUUUUUGCACCAUAACACUCACUUUUUUCCUCCUAGAAAGUAAGGGGAAAUGUCUGUGCGUGUUAUGGAGCGAAUGCCUGCGAGUGGCAGGGGGGAUCUGCUGCAGUCAUGAGCAGAGGAUCCAUGGUUCCCCUUCCUUCCCUCCUCCGUGGUUACAAAGCAUGGAUCCGCAUGGAUCCUCAGGAUUUUUGCACUGGGCUACUCCAAACUCACUGUCAGAUCACAUGUCUGUGGCCACAGCAUGAACCACAAAAAUCAUAUAUCCACUAUUUCGUUUAGAAUAUUGUUUUUCUUGUUUUCCUCCUCUAAAAACUGUGCGUGUUAUGGUCUGGUGCGUGUUAUGGUCUGGUGCGUGUUAUAGAGCGAAAAAUACGGUAACUAAGUACUUUCUUUUGUCUGUCUUGGACCUUCAAAACUGUUAUGUACUGAAAUUCUCACCCUGGGCCAGCAGGGGGAUACUGUAGAUAGUUUUCACUCAGGUCCACAUAAGGAAUUGAAAGUGAUGUUCAGUGAUUGGAUAGUUACAGAAAGUGGUUACUGUUGCGUUGUAGUUGAGCUCUAGAUAAGCAGGUUGGCUGAACCCUUCAGCUCAGUUCUGUUCUGGCCUGUGAACAAACAAGAGCUGUCUGAAGAAUCACUGUGUCAUCUGAUAUGUUCACCCACAACUUAACAAAAACGGUGUUCAAAAUUAGCCAGGCGUCAAGCACAGUUUGCAUCUGACUAUUGGCUGCCUGUGACCAAGUGAAGAUGCCUAGGCACCAAGAUGGCUCCUGACAUCUCCACCAUCUGGAGAUACUUGCCUGGGGAUCAUUGCAUCUUGACUGUUUGUACACACUAAUACCACAUCCUGUAGAAUUCUAUCCGUUUUAUUCUAUCUCGGGCAAUUAUCUUGGAGCCUAGGGCUAAUUUCGAACACCGUUUUGAAGGUUCAAGACAGACAAAAGAAAGUACUUAGUCACACAUUGCAUAGUUAAAAGAUGGAAUUUGCUCUCACAAGAGGUCGUAGUUGCCACCUACACAAAAGGCUCUGAAAGAGGGUUGAACAGAUUCAUGGAUAUUUGCAUGCCUGAGCAGGAGAAUGGAACAACGUUCUAGUUCAUUGUUGUCGCUUGUCUUCAUUUACCCCACCCAGCUGCCCUGCUCACAGUUGUGAAGAAUAUCCCUACAUUAUAUGUCACCAAAAAAACGAAGAUCAUGGGCACUGGGCCUAUCACCUCCUGGCAAAUAGAAGGGGAAGAAAUGGAGGCAGUGAGAGAUUUUACUUUCUUGGGCUCCAUGAUCACUGCAAAUGGUGACAGCAGACACGAAAUUAAAAGACGCCUGCUUCUUGGGAGAAAAGCAAUGACAAACCUAGACAGCAUCUUAAAAAGCAGAGACAUCACCUUGCCAACAAAGGUCCGUAUAGUAAAAGCUAUGGUUUUCCCAGUAGUGAUGUAUGGAAGUGAGAGCUGGACCAUAAAGAAGGCUGAUCGCCGAAGAAUUGAUGCUUUUGAAUUCUGGUACUGGAGGAGACUCUUGAGAGUCCUAUGGACUGCAAGAAGAUCAAACGUAUCCAUUCUUAAGGAAAUCAGCCCUGAGUGCUCAUUCGUAGGGCAUCCCAUCUGGGCAUGGACCUGCCCAGAGUGGCUGGGGCAACCCAGUCAGAUGGGUGGGGUACAAAUUAUUAUUAUUAUUAUUAUUAUUAUUAUUAUUUGGAGUUGCUUGGCUGCUGCAUGAUCCAUACAGUGCAGAAGGUCUGUAGCUCAAUGACCUAGUGAAUGCCUUGCAUGCAAAAACCUGCCUGGCCUCUUCACUAGAGCUGGAAGAGAAACCUGCCCAGAACCCCAGAGAGCUGUUGCCAGUCAGUGCCGACAAUACUGGCCUAGAUGGACUCAUGUUCUAACUCUGUAUCUUCGGCUUCCUAUGUUCCUAUAGUCAAAUCUAUGAUUUUCCCAGUAGUGAUGUAAGGAAGUGAGAGCUGGACCAUAAAGAAGGCUGAUUGCCGAAGAAUGGAUGCUUUUGAAUUAUGGUGCUGGAGGAGACUCUUGAGAGUCCCAUGGACUGCAAGAAGAUCAAACCUCUCCAUUCUUAAGGAAAUCAGCCCUGAGUGCUCACUGGAAGGACAGAUCCUGAAGCUGAGGCUCCAAUACUUUGGCCACCUCAUGAGAAGAGAAGACUCCCUGGAAAAGACCCUGAUGCUGGGAAAGAUGGAGAGCACAAGGAGAAGGGGACGACAGAGGACGAGAUGGUUGGACAGUGUUCUCGAAGCUACAAACAUGAGUCUGACCAAACUGCGGGAGGCAGUGGAAGACAGGAGUGCUUGGCGUGCUCUGGUCCACAGGGUCACGAAGAGUCGGACACGACUAAACGACUAAACAACAACAACCCCUAAAUGGUAACUAGGCAUUCUUGUUUUGGCAACUGUAACCUUGGUUUAAGGAGCUACCGGUAUUUGGUGCCUAGCUUAUAUAUCUGAGGUUCUAACACUGCUUCAGACCUUCCACUUCACUGGGUGGCCCUAAGUUCCAGUGUGGAAACUUCCUCUGUGUUCCCGAAAGAUGCCUCUAAAAACAUUUUUGUAGUAUGCAAAAGAAUUUGAAUUUAGCUGUCUUAAGAAUGAAUUGAUGGGUGAGAUGGCAUGUUUUUAGUUUGCUGGAGGGGGCAGAGACCUUCAUGCAAAAAGCUUUUGCACAACUGGUCCAGACAAGGGCACCAGCAUUAAUACAUUCUUAAGAAAUAUUGUCCCGAUCUUAAGUCUAUGGAGUCUCCUGGUCAAAUCCCAAAGCUUGUCUAAAACACAACCCAAAGAAGCAGAGGAUAUCACAUCUGAUCUUCUUGCAGGACUGCCAUUCAGCAUUAGCAGGGCUAUCAGAUGUCCUGUAUUUAUUUAUUUUUUUCAGCCUUUGGAGCGACAGCUCACAGCCAGGCUUGUUGGCAGCACUGCCCUGUUACAUAUGCCCACAACAUGCCUGCUUUAGCUAUUAAUAACGCUGCAUUGCCUUGCUUUAUGCCGUGGGCUGGUUCUUACUCAAAUGCUGGGCAGGCGCAGGGCAGUGUUAGAACAUGCCUCAGAGACCAGGGUUUGGGCAUGUUGCAUCCCUUAAUAUGUACACCCUGUACAUCUUGCCGCACACAAAGGUCUGAGCAUGCUAGUUGUGGGUCAGUUGGAGCUGACCUUUUGUCUUGCACUGGACUGAUCUCCCAGUGUCAAUCAUAGGUAAAGGUAAAGGGACCCCUGACCAUUAGGUCCAGUCGUGGGCGACUCUGGGGUUGCGGCGCUCAUCUCGCUUCACUGGCCGAGGGAGCCGGCAUACAGCUUCUGGGUCAUGUGGCCAGCAUGACUAAGCCGUUUCUGGCGAACCAGAGCAGCACACGGAAAUGCUGUUUACCUCCCCACCGGAGUGGUACCUAUUUAUCUACUUGUACUUUGACGUGCUUUCGAACUGCUAGGUUGGCAGGAGCAGGGACUGAGCAACGGGAGCUCACCCCGUCGCGGGGACUCGAACCGCUGACCUUCUGAUCAGCAAGUCCUAGGCUCUGUGGUUUAACCCACAGCACCACCCGCGUCCAAUCAUAGACCAUGGCAAAUUGUCACAGAUGCACCAUGCCAGUCUAGGCCAACCCAAUGCACUCUAAAUGCACGGCUAUGUUGCCUGGAGUUAAUGGGAGUUGUAGUCCCAAAUACCUGCAGUGUGCCAGGUUGGGGAAUGCUCAUAUUCCUUAGAAUUAUAGAGUUGGAAGGGACCCUGAGGAUCAUCUAGUCCAACCCCCUGCAAUGCAGGAAUCUCAGCUAAAGCAUUUAUGUCCAUCCCACCAAUGCAGCAGCUGACAGCAUUGCAUGUGGAAUUUAGGCAGGAGCAAGAGGAAGCUGCUUUUUCCCCUUGUUUUGCUGUUUCCUCAGUGCUGGCCUCAUCUGAUAUCAGAAUGUUCCACAAAACGUUGGGGAUAAGGAUGCAAAGAAGGUGCGUGUGUGUGUGUGCGCGCACACACACACGCACGCAAAGUUUGAUUCAAGGGACAAGGCAGUGAGGGGCUGUCAUCCCAAAUAACGAAGCAAAGCCUGUUUGCCAGCAUUUGGUGGCGAAGAAAGGAACAUAGCAGAGAAUGCAGCUUAAAGGCAAGAGCAAUUAAUUUGCCUGUUUUAAAAUACUCUCUUGAGUUGAAAUCACAUGCUCGUGACUCACCAAGUCACAAUACAUGCAACAAUAGCCUUCAUGUAAGGAAGUUAAGUUUAGACAGGUCUCAUGAUACGUAAUCUCUUAGGCGGCUUGUGGGCGCAAAAUACCGCCGGCAUGCAACUCCUUGUUAGUGGGAUUUGCGCCGGCAGCCAAUCUGCGACUGGGCCAAGUUCAAGGUUACGGUACUAAUACAUAAGGCCUUCUGCAGCUCAGGAGCAGGUUACUUGAGAUACGGCCUUAUUCACUUCUGUGGGAGAAAGUUAAGCAAAGAAGAUGCAAUCAGGAAUGCCAUUGGAGAGGUCUUUCAAAUUGCUACUUCUCCCCUGGUGGUCCUCAGUUAUCACAGCUAUUAAGAAUCAACCCUAGGCUGGGCUGCACAGUUCUACCAGUUUUAACCUGCGUAGCCCUGCCCUCGAGUUUUGCUUCUUGGUCACACUCGAGUGUAACGGAAUGUUUGCUUAUGACAGUCAAACUUGCAUUUUUCAGAGCUUUCCCAGGAAGAAAACCCUGCAGGCAGCCGUCUCCCUCCUUUUCCGUGGGAGAGCAAUCAGCAGCGGCUGUGUUUCACCUGAGCAAAUGUCAAGGGCUGACAUUCUUGAUUUAGAAGCCCUUUCUUUACCCGGCUGAAUGGAUUCUGGGGAAUUCUGAGCCAAACCCAAUUGUGCAGGUUUCAGCUCUGUGUGGAGUAACAAGAAAAGUGUGGGGAGGGAGAGAAAGACUGGCAGGGCUCUGGCGAGUGUGUGACAGAGGAGAGGGGGGCGGCGAUUUAUGGGGUUUUGCGCCACACGCAAAUCCAGAAGCCAAGGGAAGGGUCUGAGCAGUCAGAGAUGGACAUGAGGGCACAGAAAGGAUGGGAGGCAGAGGAAGAGGCUGUGCAGGCAAGGGGCAGGCCAGUCAAACCCUCGACAUCUCCAGCCUCACUGUCUCCCAGAACCAGGAGGGGCAACUUCCAUGCAGGAGAAGUCUCAUGUGGUAUAUUCAUACUCCAUCAGAUGAGUGUACAGUGGUACCUUGGGUUAAAUACUUAAUUCGUUCCGGAGGUCUGUUCUUAACCUGAAGCACCACUUUAGCUAAUGGGGCCUCCCACUGCCACCGCGCGAUUUCUGUUCUCAUCCUGAAGCAAAGUUCUUAACCCGGGGUACUAUUUCUGGGUUAGUGGAGUCUGUAACCUGAAGCAUCUGUAACCCAAGGUAAAGGGACCCCUGACAGUUAGGUCCAGUCGUGACCGACUCUGGGGUUGUGGCGCUCAUCUCACUUUAUUGGCCGAGGGGGCCAGCGUACAGCUUCCGGGUCAUGUGGCCAGCAUGACUAAGCCGCUUCUGGCAAACCAGAGCAGCGCACAGAAACGCCAUUUACCUUCCCGCCGGAGCGGUACCUAUUUAUCUACUUGCACUUUGACGUUCUUUCGAACAGCUAGGUUGGCAGGAGCUGGGACCGAACAACGGGAGCUCACCCCGUCACGGGGAUUCGAACCGCCAACCUUCCGAUCUGCAAGCCCUAGGCUCUGUGGUUUAGACCACAGCACCACCUGAGGUACCACUGCACAUAAGCCUAGGAGUGUGUGGUCCCACAGAUUUCUUGAUGGCUGCGCUGGGCAUGAAACUGGAAAGCAGCCAUGUAGAUUCCAGAAACCCUGGAUAGCUCAGUUGCUAGAGCUUGAGAGUCUUGGGUUAAAGCCCCACUUUGGGCAAAAGAUUCUUGCAUUUCAGGAGGUUGGACUAGAUGAGCCUCGCGGUCCUUUCCAUCUCUGUCUACAGUUUUGUGAUUCUGUGGGUGUGCAUCCGGUGUACCUUAGGAGCUGCUGUUAAGUGUGUGCUUUUGUCAAUAAAGAAUUAACUGUCUGCUGUUUGCCUUCCUGGGCUGGGUAUGCACAGGACCGGAGUGGGGUGGGAUUGGGCAGGCAGAACAGGCUGUGCACCUGUGAUUUAUGGACUGUGGCCACCUCUGGUCCUCUCUCACGAAACACAGUGACGCACAGACUCAAGAGGAGUGGCCUUCCCACAUCUUCCAGAUGUUAUUUGGCUUGACCUGGUGAAAUUCCUUUCGCAGCCACAUUUUUCAAGUUUAGGCUCAAGCCCAGUGGUGAUUUGUCUUGCGAGGGCCAUUUAAAAGGGAUGGGGAGCGGGGAGAGAAAGCUCUUUGCACACCUGGAUUAAAUCAAGCUCUUUCCAGUAUGUCUGCGAGUUACUAAGGAAAUUAGAGAAAUGGAAAGUUGCAUGGUUUCCAACAGUGCUGCCUGGGAAUAGCUUUAAGCACCAGCCUUGGUCAUGGAAUAUGAGUGAAGUUGUGAAUUGGGGGAGAAGCAGGAUUGGACUUGCUGCGCCCCACUGGUCCACACUUUCAUCCAAAGUCGUGAGCGGAAUCGACUUUGAGAGAGGGCAGAGGGCUGCUGGGCAAUAUCCAAGUCCUGUAUGUGUUGCAGGAACAGGGGAACUGUGGGCAAAGUUUUGACUUCCCCCACCUUACCUGUUGUUGCUGAUGGCAGCAGCUGCUGCGUACAUCUCUCAUUCCAGGUAUGGUGAGCAAAUGUCUUUUUUUUUUUAAAUAAUAUUUAUUACUUUUUCAACAAUUUAAACACAUAAAAAAAAGAAAAAAGAACAAUACAAUGCAGUACAAAAGCACUACAUAACACAUUAAACUAACAAAACAAAACAAAAACAGUUUUAAAAAAAUCAAACAAUUUCAAUAUCUUAUCUUUCAUUCACUUAUUUCCGUGGCCGCCUCACACCUCCCUUUUUGUAUUCCACUUCUGUUGAUUGUUUCAGCAAUUCCUUUCCAUCUUCCUCUGCUUUCUAUCCUUUAAUUAUCUUAACAGAUUCUAGCCUUAUUUUUCCUUUUAAUACUCUAUUAAUCUAUUUAUACUUAAUUCCUUAUAACAUUUCUACUAAAGCCAUAUAACUUCAUUCCAACAUUUUUCUAACAUUCAUUAAUUUUACAAUAUUUCUGUAAAUAGUCUUUAAACUUUUCCCAGUCUUCUUCCACCGACUCUUCUCCCUGGUCUCGAAUUCUGCCAGUCAUUUCCGCCAAUUCCAUAUAGUCCAUCAACUUCAUCUGCCAUUCUUCCCGAGUGGGUAAAUCUUGUGUCUUCCAAUACUUCGCGAUGAGUAUUCUUGCUGCUGUUGUUCCAUACAUAAAAAAAGUUCUAUCCUUCUUUGACACCAAUUGGCCAACCAUGCCCAGGAGAAAGGCCUCUGGUUUCUUCAGAAAGGUAUAUUUAAAUACCUUUUUCAUUUCGUUAUAGAUCAUCUCCCAGAAUGUCUUAAUCCUUGGGCAUGUCCACCAAAGGUGAAAGAAUGUACCUUCAGUCUCAUUACAUUUCCAACAUUUAUUGUCGGGCAAAUGAUAAAUUUUUGCAAGCUUGACUGGUGUCAUAUACCACCUACAAAUCAUUUUCAUUAAAUUUUCUCUUAGGACAUUACAUGCCGUGAAUUUUAUACCUGUGGUCCAUAACUGUUCCCAGUCAGCCAUCAUUAUGUUAUGUCCAACAUCUUGUGCCCGUUUAAUCAUAGCUGAUUUCACCAUUUCAUCCUGAAUAUUCCAUAUCAACAGCAAGUUAUACAUUCUUGACAGAUUCUUAAUUUUUGGAUCUAACAAUAGCAAAUGUUGGUUCUUACCAUGUUAAGUGACUUCUCUGUAGGGAGAAUUGGGAUCCUUGAUGUGGCUCAGAGAUUGGUGGACUCUCUUGGGAUCCAGAAUGGCCCUCCAUUUCCCUGAUUUUUUUGGGACCAUAAAGAGAAUAGAGUAGCGGCCAAAGCAUUGCUGUGGUUGUGGCACAGGCUCUAUUGCGCUGAUCUCCAGCAGAUGCUGGAUUGCUUAAAGCAUCAGGUGGUGUUUCUUGGGGUCUCUAGCAUUGGAUGAGCCCCUGUAGGGACAAAAGGAAGAAUAGUUUUCCUUGUGACUCUCUCUCUAAUAAUAAUAAUAAUUAUUUAUUAUUUAUUCCACAGCCACUCUGGGUGGCAUCCAACAAAGUGUUAAAAUACAGUAGUCUGUUAAACAUUAAAAGCUUCCCUAAAGAGGGCUGCCUUCAGAUGUCUUCUAAAAGUCUGGUAGUUGUUCUUCUCUUUGACAUCUGGUGGGAGGGUGUUCCACAGGGCGGGUGCCACUACCGAGAAGGCCCUCUGCCUGGUUCCCUGUAUCAUGGCUUCUCACAGUGAGGGAACCACCAGAAGGCCCUUGGCGCUGGACCUCAGUGGCCGGGCAGAACGAUGUGGGUGGAGACGCUCCUUCAGGUAUACUGGACCGAGGCCGUUUAGGGUUUUAAAGGUCAGCACCAACACUUUGAAUUGUGCUCAGAAACGUACUGGGAGCCAAUGUAGGUCUUUCAAGACCAGUGUUAUGUGGUCUCGGCGGCCGUCACCAGUCUAGCUGCCGCAUUCUGGAUUAGUUGUAGUUUCCGGGUCACCUUCAAAGGUAGCCUCACGUAGAGCGCAUUGCAGUGCCUUCUUUUUGUCCCUGGUCUCUACCAGUGCAUCUGAAACAGCUUGCCCCCCCUUGAAGGGCUCGCUGGCCAGGCUGGUCUUGGCUUUGGCUUCUGACUGCCACUGUUUAAACCAGAGCUGCCUGCGCACUCCUACAUCUGCUGCCAUGGCCCUUGCUGCAAAUUGCAAAGCAUCUGAUGAGGCCUCGGCCACAUAAUUCAGCCCCCUGCGAUGCAGGAAUCUUUUGCCGAAUGUGGGGUUCAAACACACAACCCUGACAUUAUCAUGCUCUACCUACUGAGCUAUCCCAGUAGACAGCACAGCCUGAGCUAGAUGAACAAACUACAGCCUUGUACGUCCAUCUGUUUUCGUGUGGGAGCCUUGCUGUGGCUGCUCCCCUCCAUUUAUUCCAGAGUUCCACUUCUGCUUGUUAUGAAUACUCUUCUGUUGGUAAGUGCUACCAAUUGUGCCUUAAUGUAACGGGUAGAUUUCACGAAAUGCAGGCAAACUAUAAUUUCAAAAACACAGAUUAUAUCCUGAAUAUGUUGCAGAAAACCCAGCCGACCGGUGGCUCAGCCUGCAAGAGAGCGUAGGCUUUAUUAUGUUGAAAAGGCCUCUUUGGAAAUUUCUCAACACAUGAAUCCCAUGUUGGGAGCAGCAGAAACGUUUAAUUUCCAUUGAUUUGAAGCUGUGGGGGGGUUGGGAAAUGAAACCCGCGCCCUCCCAUUAAAUGGAAAGAUCCCUGAAACUCAAUGUUGAAGUUUCUCCUUCUCUCUUGUGUUUUCCAGGUAGAAAAAAAGGAGUUUCAGCAUCGUAACGUGGACGAGGCUUUUGACUGCCAGCUGCCUGGAACGACAACCUUUGAGUGA